ACUUUGACAAAUUCCUGGAUGUGAGCGGGUCUGCUGGAUGGAGUCUUGGUUCGUAAGGAUGAAAUCUUGAACAUCUGAGAAGUUAAAGAAAUAGCUCUGUUACAUAUUUUUUUCUCUUGAACUGAUUGACUCUCAGUUUGGAAGGACACGAUGGGACUGUGGUCAGUUUGGACUUUUUCUCUUCUGGCUCUGCUGCACCUCUUGUACCCUAAGUUUGUGGCUCACGCGGAAAUAAGUUCUGCUAAAACUAACGAUGAAUUUCAUCACAUGGAGAUAACGCCGACGGAGGCACGUGUAACCCGAAAAUCUAAGGUAUUACACGAAAUCCACAAUGGCACAAAAGUUUUCGGGGCUUUCGAGACGGGGGCAGCCGGGAUUUUGAAACCGAACAAUGGCAAUCGAGUGGGAAAAGAGAGUGGACGAGGAGAGGAGGUGCCGAUCGGCAUCAAAGCGGCAUCAAACUCUGACCAACAUCUAAAAACAGCAGGUAAAAAGUAUGGGAACAAGUCAAACCACAAAGAAAAGCUACCAGUGGCGAGUAUGAUGCAAGAAGAUAACAUUUUUGAUACGCGAAAAAGGGCGAAAAGGAGCGUGGGUACAGGCGAGAAUGUGGAUAGGAGUAACAGUGGAGAGGCGCAGCCAAAAGAGUGGUUUUUGGAGACUGUUCAGGGUGUUUCCAACCCGAGAGCCGAGUACAGGCGCUCAGGGGAGGAAGCCAGAGGGUCUAACCCGAGACCGGGUGAGCCGCACCUGGACACUUCUACUUUUGCGCUGUCGGGAGACUCUGCGCACAACCAGGCGAUGGUACACUGGUCCGGACACAACAGCAGCGUAAGUUUCAGUCUGUCACAAACACUCUAACAUUUCAUGAAGCUUUCAGUCAACAUGACAUUAUUCGUAACACAGGUAACAAUUAAUUUUGCAUGUGUUUAAUGCUAAUUUUAGACAUCUUAAUGGAGAUGGCGUAAACGUGUCACAUCUUUACGCACGGCUGUUACCGCGCGCAGGAGGGGAAUCCAGUCCUUAAACUAUACAUUUACAUCUAUCAUCGCUUAAAUUCAAAAACGCAUCCUCUCCCUCUUCAUAAAGCAUUAUGCUUUGCUUUACUGCCUUAGUGGAAGUUGUAGUUGUACGCGGACUGAGCGGCUCUUUGUGUGUGUGUGUGUGUGUGUGGACGCCUGACGGAUGUGACUGCGCACUUGCAGGAUUCCCUCUCUGUCCUUUCAAACCAGAGCAGAAUCAUUAAUUUCGACAAAGUGUUUGUCGCUUGAACUUUAAAUUAACAGUUAACCCCGCAGGUAAAAUUAAAUGACACUGAGAUAUGGGAGGGUGCAGGCGUCUUGGCAGCAAUCAAAACACAUUAAAUAUUUAUGAAAUCAUCAAGUAAUGUCUCUCAGGAAGAAGCAGUAGCUACAAUUAAAGGGAUGGUGUCCACCCUGACCCUUUCUGUGACGCUGAUGAGUCUCACUCUGACCUUUUGGCAAAUGACCAAGCCUGUUUCUUUGACAUUUGACUCCCACUUUGUUGGUAGUUGUCUAAUUACCUGGCGGACAACAACAGCACAAUAUGUUUGUGUUUUUGAAAUGCUGCCAAGCUUUGCACUUCAAAACAGGUUGAUGAGAAUGUGCACAACUUCAAUGGAUGACAACACACUGCAGCAACCACCCAGAGCACCACCCACCCCCAUACACAAACACAGGCAUACACAAACAACACAACUGCACACUCCUCACUGAGACCAAGGCAGGGAGAUUUUAUCUCUUACUUUACAUGUUCAGCAUGCAAGUGUUUGCAAGCUCCUGAAUUUAUCUGGCAGUAAGAUCUGGAAACUACAAACAGCCUUGUAAAAAACAAGAAAAGAGACACUGUGACUUUUUACUUCAGGUGAUUCAGAUCACCACAAAAAGUGUCUGGCAGCCGCAUUAAUCUCAGACCACAUCAGGAGUUUCUGUGUCCCCAAAUCACUAAAAAUAUUCCUACAUUAUCUAAAAAUGCAAAUCCAGCUCCCUGAAUGGAUUACAUGAUUCAGAUUCUACUCGCAUUUUCAGUUCUGCUGUUCUUUUUUUGUUUGAUUUGAAUGUCAGACUUUUGUCAUGUUGAUGCACCGCUGUGGACAGACAUAAACCAGAAAAUGCACCUGAUGAAAACUGAUUUGUGAGAUGUUGCGAUCGUGAAAUAUGUUGUUGCUUUGAGAUGUCUUCAGCUGAGAUGGCCUUUUGUCCUGCAGCAAACUGUUCACUGGAUCAUCACUGAUGGGCUUGUCACUGCAGCCAGUCAACAUUUGAGAUUUAUACAGUCUGAACCCCUGUCUGUCUCCCCCCAAAAAGUACGACACGGAGCUGCAGAGUUUUAAAUUGAUGGCAUUUUAUGACUGGGUGUUAGAGCUGCGGCUAUAUUAGAUGUAAAUGACUGAUAAUAAAUCCAAUCUAAAAGGGACAUUUGAAGGAAAAUUACUCCAUUCCUGUGGUGUAGGGUACUUCUAUCAAAUAUUCUCCCUCAGACUUUGCCUGUGAUCUGACCGUGAUGUAAAAUCCCAUAGGGUGGAAAAAAUGAGAAAGAUGUAGAAGGUGAUGGUGGAAGUGCCAGCAGGGGAUCCUCAGAGUUCAGAUGUGAUAAAAGAAUUUCAUCGAAUAAAAACCCCAAAUCUGUCCCCGAAUCAGACUCCAAACUAUUAUUUGAUUUCUGCGAUUGUCUGAGACAUCAAAGCCUGGAGUCAUAGCUCUCUGGUCUCUGACUUUAAGAAAGAUAACAUUGAUUGGACUCGACCAGGGGAAUAAAACAUAUACUGCACGGAUUCCCUUUUAAAGCCAUGCUUCUUGAGUGCGUGUUGUAUUGAUUGAAUGAUCUUAAAUCAGCCUUGAGUGUGAGCGCAGCAGAUGUACAGUUUUAUAGUUUCAAAUGAUGUAUGCUGUAAAUACAAGCAAAUAAUGAUGUUAAACUAAUUAAAAACACUAAUAAACACACUUGGCUGGGGAUGUCCUGUUAGGCAAAUCAAUGCAUCAGUCCUUCGCCUCUCUUGGGUUUUUCUCGACGUGUUAUGACUAUGUUGGUAAUCUUUUUUAACAGCCAUUGCAGCACAUCCUACACCCGGGGGGAUACAGAGCCCCUCGCUCACAUCUCCCUGAAGGCAGAAGUCUUAGUGUGCAAGCCAGCUGGUGAUCAGGGAGGUAUUGGCAGCCAAAUGGUUUCAAGCUCCUGAUUGACCACUUUUUGCAAGCUGACCAAACUAGGACACAGUGUUGGAGGCGAGGACAGUUAAUGAGGGUCUUUAUUGACUUCCCCUGAGCUGGAAUGAUACUGUAUGUUGGUGUAAAUACAGUCCAGGAGGAUAAGGGUCUGGUCAGUUUCACUGGCCGGCCAUUAGACUUUGAUGAGGCCAGCUGUUCUUUUGGCCUGUGCUGUAAUUCUCAUGCAGUCCCUUUUUUUUUCAAGACAAAAAACAAGGUUUUAUCUGAUAUGUUGAAUUUCUAACCUAUCUGUCAGCUCUGCAACAUUGUCUUUUUCCACCGCGGCUGACUGGGAAUCAGACAGGCCUCCCGGGUGGCGUUGUCCGCAUGCUUAAUCAGAAGGAGGCAGUUAUUGUUGCACAUAAUCUCAUCGGUAUAAACAGACAAUAAAAAAGAGGAAAUGGCACCGCCCUGGGGGACAUUUGAGUUUAAAACCGGUUCAUUAGAUAGACAGCCAUUCCAUUUAACAUGCCAGAGCCGGUUGCAUAGAAGCUCCUUGAUCCAUAAAAUCAAAUGGAAUGGGUUCCCAAUCCACAGAGGUGUUUGACCAGAGUUUGUGGGUGUUACAAGAUGAUGAAAAGUGCAUUAAAAAGCGAGCGGGGCUGAGUUCUUCACAUGCAACAAAGGGGGAAAGUUUCAGUGCGGUUUUGUUUUUCUGAUCAUUUCCCACAUUUCUCUUUCAGAUUCUACACACACUCUGCUGCUUUGCCCCGGCUUUUGCGCUGUUAUAAUUCUAGGGUAAAAUCCUGUUUUAUGCAAAAAGGCGCAAGUCAGUCAACGAGGGGUUGAUGUGUGACCUUGUGAAAGCUUUUACUUUUUUUUCCCUCUUUGUCAUCCUUGAGACCCCUGUUUGAUAAGUGAGAGGUUUCUGAUCUAUACGACGUAUGAUGGAAAACAAAAGUGGUUCAUCUUUUAGUUUUGAGCCUGCAACAGCCUUUGAAUUCUGAUAUUUUACAGUUCUUCAGCGUUCAGGAAAGUGUUUUUUUCAUGUUUUUAUCCACAUGAUUCUGAAUAGAAAGUCAGUUUCUGUUUUAUGGCUUCAUUAGGGUUUUGAAUUUGAUGCUACUGAAGAAGAAAACAGAAAUAUUAAGGUAAAAUUCUCUCGUCCUUCAACUGCUCAUCCCAAAGGGUGUCAGCACUAUAAGUCUAUUCAUUAAUCCCACCUGUCUAAAGCCUUUAGGGCCGCUCUGUCCGCUGAUGUGAUUGUUAGAUGCUGAUAGAAACCGCAGCAAUCCUCCUCCGUGCUUCGUAAGAGGUAGCCUGCCGGUUACUACAGCAAAAACAAUCGCUCAAGAGCUUGGAUGGGCAAACUUGAAACAUCUGCUGAGAAAAUGCAGCUUUUCCUUUUCCUCUUUUCCUUUUUUCAUCCUUGGUUUCAUUUCACAGCGCACAGGAUACAAGUUUCACCCACACUGUAGCAAUAAUUCAGUGAAAUCCCACUUUUUACUCCUUAGAAGACAUGCAUGUGUGCCCUUUGAUUCAUGAAUCAUUUGUGCUCGGGGACCAUAAUGCAUCACAUCAACAUAGAGACUCUCAGCACUUCCUCAGCAGUUACUCUGUAGUUUUGCCUCCCAAAGUGCAUUUUGAGCGGCAAAUAGAAGCCUGCCACGAGUUGUUUGCUCAAGUCGCCGCUUGAUUCCUGUCUGCCUCCCGUCACACUCUCCCCCUGUUUCACACACACAUACUCCUACUUAUAUUUCAAUUUUAAUCAAAGGGAGAAAGCAAGCGCACAAUCAUUUUGACAGGUUUGCAUGUGAUUAAUUAGUUUAAUAACUGUCGCAGGGUGGGAGACACAUACUAUAGCUGUGAUGAGGUUAUGAAAACAAAUUUAUGCGUUUUCUGAUUAGCAGAAUCAUAAAAUUAAAAUUCAGAUUGAAGGACGACUUCUUUAUUAAUCAUCGCCGAGGCAGUCAACACUAACUGUGACACUUAAAGAAGUUUUUUGUGCUUAAAGGUCAUGGCGGAUUUUUGGUUGAUCUUCUUUAUUGGCUUGCUACUGCGAUGAUUGCGUGCUGUUUAAAAUGUAUCAUCUCCUCAGGACACUUUUAAUUUUCAUGUGUUUUAUAUUUCUUAUUAUGUUGUUCUUGUAAGGUUAUGCUGCAUAUGUAAUUCUCAUGGGUGUUGUCGCACUUGGUUGAAAUAGCUUCUUGAAUCUACACUGCUACUACCAGGUAAGGUAGCUGAAGCUCGGUAACAUUAUGCGUCGAGCGUGGUCGGGCCUUGAAGCAGUGCAUCGCCUUAAGCAACACAGCAGCUACUAUCAUGUUUAAAGAUGACUGGGCUCGCUCAAGUGGCAGUAGGCUUAAAUAACGGCUUGACUUGACAGCUUACAGUGACGGGGUUUCAUUGGUUGCAGCAGGAAAUGUUUUUUUUUUUCUCGAUCUGGUGAGAUAUUAAAGCUUGAAACUGAAGCACCACACUCACAAACAAUACACACAGAGUGAGCAAUCAAUGGAGUUGAUGGAAAACUUCCAAACCCAUAAUGGCACAAACGGACUGUUCACUCAAUGGGUAUCCUGGAACAAAUCCUUAAAUGACUAAAAUAACCUUUUUUUCCCCCAUUUUUAAGAAAAAACUUUUGACAGAAUCAGAGGAUAUACAAGUAGAAACUAUAAUAUGAUCAAAAUGUGGACAAAAACUCCCUCAAAGACAGAAUCUGCUCAUCAUUUACAUAAAUUAAUGAUCAUAAAAGAGGAGACAAAUUGAAAUAAAUGAGAAAGUCGUCUAAUUAUAUAAGCAGCCAUGCAUUGAAAUAACAUCAAAUUGUCUUUUACUCUUACUCCUCUGACCAUUUCAAGCAUCCUCUAAAGCUGACGCCUGUAGCCUGUAAUCUUGAUUUCAUGCUGAGCUUUUUAUACAAGACACACUCUGGUAGUUAAAUAGUGCUCUUCAUCACCAUCUUUGAUUAUGUUCCAAUGUUUUUAUAUCGCCCUUUGGUGCAUAAUCUUGCGAUUUCUUGCUUUUUCGAUGGCUCAAUUUUCCACGCUGUGGUAAUUGAAAUAACAACUUUCACGAUGUUGUGUUUGGUCAGGCUUCUGGUGCCUUUCUUUGCCCAAACAUUCCUCUUUCUUGUCAUCUCCCUUCUCAUCUUCAGAAAUGUUGUGGAAAAAUCAAAGAAAGUGCAGAUGGUUUGUUGCAGCUGUUAGCAGGGUACAUAUCAAAAACUAAAAUUGGUGUGAUGAAUACGCAUGGCUCAGUGUUUGAAAUCACCGUGAAUGAAAAAGCUGUCAGCAACUUUUUUUGGGGACACAAACAAAUGAAGAAAAAGUAAAGUAAACAAACAAACUAAUAUCUACAACACUUAACACAAUGGAUGUGGAUUUGAAGUGUUUUUGUGAAUUAGAUACUAAAUCAGCCAAACUGGUGUCCCAACAUAUUACUGUUGAAUGAUCAAUAAAAAGGAGCCCAUAAAUUUUCCAGUCACAGUGAAGCAAACUCUAUCAGGUAACAUUUUCCUGUAACUUCUGUUGUUUUUGUGGCUCUCCUUUUUGGUUGAUUUACUCUUGGGUGUGCCGCUGCACCUGCAGACUUUGGCCCGGUGCAAAAUCACUAACUUACUCCCCACUACUCACCCCCUACCUCAUGACUUUGAUGUAAUGGCCUGGUUAAAUCCAUAGUGAGCACAACAAAAUCCAUCUUAUGCAGGCUACUUUCUACAGUUUGAUUAGGGUAAAUAUACACCAACAUGCACUUUUCUGUAUUUCUUAUGAUAUAUAACUCUUCUACCUGUCAUUCAUUUUGUGUAAAGGAUGAUUCAGCUCUCUAUUUUCUACUGCACAGCAGAGCAUGAUGGUACAUAUUGGUUGGUUAGUAACCAUAGGUUGUUCACUACUUAUUUCACCACCAGUACAUACUCAUAUAUUGGACAGUACUUUAAAAUAACAAGCUCCUUUCAAUGACUGUGAAAUAUGCAUUCAUAUAAAAUAACCUCACUGCAUUAUAACCAAUGGUUGUUUACUGCUUUAUAAUUUUACACACCGUACAUUUUUUAAAAAUAAGCUCUGGUCCUGAGCAACAAAUUGGAUGUUGAUUUACAAUAACUGACUACAAAGGGUACAAUAAACACAGGAUCACAAAGUCACAAGAUCACAAAUACUGCCAUCUUGUUUACAUCCUGGUAGUGGAGCAUUAGAGAAUUGUUGCUGUAUAUUUUUAGUAUUUGGAAAAAAACAUUCAGACCUCUAAUGCACUAACAGUAAAAAUAGGAAACUUUCAGUCGAAAUCAAUAAUUUGGAAUAUUACAAACUCCGACACAAGUUUCUUCAAAUGCCAAUGUGAUAGAUAGAUUCUGAUUAAAGUAACUGAACAGCUACAAAUCAGGUCAUUGAUAUUAAAAAAUCAGUUUUUAAUUUCAUAAGGAAGUGAGGUUAUUACUAAGUUUGUCUUUUAAAAAACACUAAUUAGUUCAUGAAGGGUAAAAACUGUUUUAAAAAGGAUGUGUAAUAUAGUUAUUUUGAAGCAGUAGAAAAACAUAUAAAACAGGUUUAAGACUUCUAUUGUAUGAAUAUCCUUGUCAGCCAUUUUAUCUGUGAUCUACCUUUUUAGUCUCUCAGGAAUGAUGCUUGUGAUUGAUUAGUCAUGCCUGCUGUGGCCAGAAGCAGGGAGCUCAACAUCUUAAACAGGAGAAAACACUUAUUGUUACACUUAACAGGACACUAAAGUCACACAAUAUGGCAGACCAGGAGGAAAAGUCAUACCAGCAGCGAAACUGGAGCAGCGAACUUUUUAGUGAAUUUUAUCAGCCGUUGGUGAAGUAAAAUGCAGAUAAAUCAGUCGCCAUACACCAAAUAUUGUCUUGAAUAAUCAGCUAGGUCAGAUUAUAGGUUUACCUUUAUGAGCCGUUAACUGGAGCGACAACUCUGACUUGCAGUUUAGACACACCAUGUGAUGGGCAUUUUGACCAACAGUAACCAAAUGUUUAUUUGUUUGACCAACACUUCAAUCUGGUGCCACUUGGGGAGGGUGACCAUGUUUAAUCAUUAGGUAAAACAAAACCCUUAAGUCUUGAAUGUGUCUAGUAGCUUUAAAAUAGUGCAUGUUUCCAGCCAAGGCCCCUUUUAAAUGAAUCAGCGGACACAAAUGCUGGAUGAAAAUCAGAUGUUAUGAAACAUGCUAAUCUGUUCUGAUGAGCCAAAAACCUUGGUCUAAAUCAUUCGGAGUAUCUAUACAAAGUCUUUCAGAUACAGUAACUUUACAUGAGAUGCAGAUGUUCACGUUUGUGAACAGAUGAAGAUUUAAAAAUCUUUAUUUCACAGAGAAAUGACUUUGUGUCAAGAGAUUCAGCUUUAUUGUAAUAACCUUAGGGGACGUUUGGUUUUGUCGGUCAUCGGUUUCAGUCACUGUGUGUCAGGUCCACUGAACUCAAUGCCCUGUCAUUCUGAAUCGUAAAGAAGAAAGAGUCGAUCACUGGACUGUAUCUACAAGUUAAUGACAAAAGAAAACCUCCCGAACGGUUCAAAAAGUGGCCCAGAGGAGAAGCAGAGCCUUAAACUCAAAGCUCGUCUGCGCGCCUCUGCACAUUACAAAAAAUGCAAAUGAGAGACGAGCGAAAUGACAAAACAGGGAUAUGCGUGACAAAUUUAGCUCAUGAUGUGAGUCUCACAUCACUUUUGGCAGUGAAGAGGGUCAUUUUAGGUGGAGGGUUUCUCUCUCUUCCAAAAUCUCAAUUUGGACCCACUACCGCCUUUGGCUCAUGCUCAGACUCCCGUGGGCAGAAGCCGAGCCAUUAAGAGCCAAAGCUGUGAAGGAAGAGACGAGACUGCAAGAAAUGUCUGAGUGCUGCUCUACAAAAUGAAGACGAGGGUUCAAAGCGAUUAAAAAAAAAUGUAGAUUCUAUAUAUUCUGAUACAUAUAGGCACAUUUUGAAAUCUUUGUCAUAUGCUAUCGCUCAUUAAAUGGCAGCUGUACAUAUAAAAAGGGUGAAGGAAGUCAUCCCUGAAAUCUCUGAACACUUCACGAGAGCAUUGCUGAGAGGAACAGAACAAAAAACCUUGUAAAAAUGAUAUGCAAAUGCCGUAUUUUUGUCUUUCCUCACGGCUUCCAAUGCAUCAAAUUAAUUUUAAAUUGCACAGGAUGUGACUAAAACUUUGUCGAAUGUGUCAAAACACUCAAAUGACUCCUCAAAUUGCCAUCAAAUUUGUCCUUGAAAUGCCAUGUUCCCUCUUUUUCAGCCCCUUUUUUGGUAAGACAGUGUGUUUUUGUGGUGACGUCAACACCCAAACAAGAAGUACGAAUUACGGAGCGAGUGCAUUUCUAUAUCCAGUCCAUUAAACAUAUUUCAUUGACUUUUUAUUCCACACUUCUCUUCAAAGAAAAGAAGCAGACCAAUCACACUCUUUUAUCCCAGUAAUGGCAAACAGCACAGUUUAUUGUGCAUUGUUGUUAGCAGCAGAGAGACAUAACACGCACACAAAACCUCCACACAAAGGAGCUGUAUUUGAAGUAAAGCCCCUUUAUAGUCAGCCCAUUUCAUUAAUUUCCCCCCCAUAAUGGACUGAAUUGAUUGCUGGAAACCUCUGAAGCUCAAAGCAUCAGGGCUAUAUGACCGAAAGCUCAGGAGUCGGGAGGAUAAGCAAACGCACAGACAGCAGACUAAUGCACAGGGGACGCGUCUCUGAGGUUUACUUGAUGAAAGCAGCAUCCCUGCAGUAUGUUUUCACCCACAAAAGUACAAACAAUCAAUUUGGUCCAGGGAUAAGACGAGGACAGAGGAAGGCCUCUCUCUUCGACCACACCAUUUCUCUUAAAAGCAGUUUGUCUUUUCCUGCUAAGUGCUCCACUUUGGAGAUGUCCUCGCAGAACCACAAUCAGAAUAUGUUGUGUUAUUUUUUUAUCCCUCCACCCACUUGUAGUGCAUCUUGAUUUUGCCCCUCGCUGCUGUCAAGCCUUUAAGAAAUUUAUGCAAAUUUGGAACCAAUACUGUGUUUCUUUUCUCUGCAGGUGUUUGCAUCAGAUAAUUUCUAAUGGAUGCAUGAAUAUAUUAAUCUUUAAUCUUCUGAGGAAUAAAAAAAAGAGUUCCACUUUAUGUCUAUAGUGGUGGAUGGGCUGUGGCACUGAAGUUUCACAAGUGUUUUUCUGAUUCCCGUUUGGCUCCACAAAGAACAUGCAGUUUUCUUCUUGUUCUUGGCUGCUGCUCUUCAUCUUUAAUAUCAUAAGAAAUUCAAAUGAAAGUGGUAGUCUACAUUGGACCUUAAAAUGUUCUCAGUAUGGGCAAGAGAUCCAGGACAUUAAUUAGCUGGUUGACUUAAGAAAAACAGUGUUUGUCGAAUUACUCCAGUGACUCUUUCUCGCCCUUGGCUUCUGUCUUCUUUCCCUUAAUGAAGUCGAAAAUGUAAUGAGCUUAACAACAAAUGAAACCGCUUUUAUUUUUGUGUCCUCGGGAUUGCGUCUGUGAGAAUGUGCCAGUGAAGUGCGGUGCAGCGGGUUGAACAAUGGGAGUCCCAGCCCGCUCUCCUCACACUGAAAUGCCAACUUUUGGUGUCUGAUAAUGGUGGUGAUGCAUUAUGGGCACUCGGCAGAUCUGCAUUAUUUGGUAGACUCCAUUUCCUCUGUGUGCCACAUUUUUCACCCUGCAUCCUCUUUCAAACCACCUUCGGGUUUUUAUUCGAAGCGGGAGCUGAAUGGCAUGAGUCAGUUUUUUGGAAUAAUCAGCACCGAUAGACAGGUAUGAAAAAUUACCUGAAAGCAUUUGGCCAUUAAACUCUGAAUCUCCUGUUCUUAGAUACGGCAUUAUAGACACAUUAUGAUCACCAUUUGGUCUUUAUCUCAAUAACUCAAGCACAUUGCAGGUCUACUUACCAGUAUACCUUCACCGAUCCCUUACAGUUACAGUGUCACUCACUUUAAUUGUUUAUUAUGUUUUCAGCUGCAAGCCUGUUUUAAGAAAGACAAAAACCCAAUUUUUUAAAGGUUAAAAUAAUAAUAAUAAUCGAAAUCAAAACAUAUGCCACAAUUUUUGGAGAGAAAUUCAAAACCUAUUAUCGAAACAGGUUCAUCUGGAAAAUAAAAAUCUUAAAUUCACUCCUUUUUUUCUCUUUUGGGCUGUUUUUAGUCUCUACCAGCUCCUCAAGAAAAAAAUCUGUCUCGUUAAUCCGUUGCUAAAUUAUGUUGCCUAGCCAGCCACUCGCUGUUUCUGCCAGCUGUUGAGUGUCGGCAUGUGGCGAACAUGCCAACACUGUGGUGAGCAGCGCGUUCACCACAGUGAACAAAGUGGUUGCUAAAAUAAGAUGUGUCUGAAAUCUGGAAGUAGAAUCUCAGGCUGGGUGACUAAAAACUUGACCUGAAAUCAGUUUGCUGGUUGGUGAGCGAGGACAGAGCUGCAAAUUGGUGUGAUGUCUCUCAGGGUUUGUCCUCUACUCUGUCUUCACAUUAAGAUUUUAUACUACAGUAUAUCAUAAAAACAGUAAUCACAACUGCUUUCAAAUUACCACUGCUAUUACUAUCACAGAGGACAGAAUAAUAUAUAGUAUCCAAGCUCUUAAUAUGAUCUCUUUUGUUUUCUGUGAACAUGAGAAAUCAGCAUUUUCCAUAGCAACGGGACUAUUAAUCUUGGUUGUAAGAGAGAAUCAGAGUUCAAGAAAAAGGGGAAAUCAUCUGUAACACCUUAAGCAGGAUGCUGUGAUCAUUCCUUUGCCAUCUGCUAUCGAGGAAUGAGAGGAUUACACGACAAUAUAAAGGCCUCAAAUAACUCCCAUUUGACUAUUUAGCUACUUUAUCAGCUUUUCUGGGUGUGUCUGUAUUUAUAAAAUAAGGUCCAUCAGCAGGAUGAGAAUUGAUGGCAAAAGUCUCAACAGCAAUAUAUAGAGGACGAGAUAAGGCAAGACUGGUUUGUCCACAGGGGUCGCCAAAAUUGACACAAACCAAAAGUUCCUCACGAGACCUUUGAUUCGUUGUGUCGUGAAAGGCUGUUUUGUGGUUUUGUGUGCCUGUAUUUUAGCUUUGGUGUCUGGGAACAUCUGAGAAAAAAUAUGUGACCUUUGGAAGAGCUUAAGGGAAUUUGUAUUUGUCCUCUCUACAUGACUCCUUAGCUCUCCAAUGGGCAGCAUUGUCUCUCUCUACUGUAGUAUCAGUUGGAAGGUUUGAUCCCAGCUCCCAGAGUCAUAUGCCAAAGUGUCCCUGGGCAAGUGAAUGACCUCUGACGAAUGAUCCUGUGACCUUGAGAAUACAAAAUAAUAAUAAUAAUAUAAUAAGAGUUCAUGGUUAUACAUACAGUUAACAUGAUUGAAAUGUGUUAAAAGAUAAAUAAUUCCAUUCACAAGUUCAAACAGUAGUUAAAAAUGUUAAAAAUCUACUAAAAUUCAUGUUUUCAUGUGAUUUGGUAAAUGUUGAUAUAAAAAGGUUUGUCCCCUUCAAGACCGCAUAUGUGCGUGAAAUGUUCUGUUGAUCUUGAGCAAACAUAUGAUCUAUAGAAGCGAAUGGUUUUCUUACCUGCUACUGCAAGAUUAGUUUAGUCUAAGUCUAAGUCUACAACAAGUUUGUUGGCCAGCCACGUUCUUUGUAAUUUUGUGGAAUAAUACCUUUGGAUAUGAGGAAUAAAACUAGAAUUUUUAAACAUUUUUUCUUCAACAAAAAAGCAUUUCCAGAUUUUUGUUGAACUGUGUAGCUGGGCUAGCUACAGACACUGCCUGUCGAAGUAACUAAUUGCUAUCUGAGUGAGCCAUUGCAACAACAUAAAUUAAACAGUUUCUCAACAUGUAAUUCUACACUGUAAAGAUAACUGCAAAACUGACAUAUUCUGUAAAAACGUUACAUCAUCUGAUGUAGGUGUUGGUCUGUAGACAAUGGAAACUUUAUCAUUAAACCAAAAAAAUAAUCUGUUUUUUCCAACGCACGUGUUCUAACACUGAUGUUCAAACUGCAAAUUUGGCUUCGUUUGAAAUGUCAGCACAACAGUUUACAGCUCAACAGGAUGUUUGGGGGAAAAUGUGACUGCUAAAGAAGUUGGUUACCCCUCAAAAAUAAAGCAGUUUAUGACAAAUGGAAGGCCAGUUCCUUCAAACGCAGCUGCAGUGGGAGGUCAGUCCACAGGAGAGACCCUAUCUUGGAUUUAUUGCUGGAAGCUCAGCCCAUAAUCAUUUCUACGGCAGUGCAUCUGAGAAUAAGGUGGAUAGGGUAUCCUGAGAGGGAUGAUUGUAUAGUUGAUAAAUUGAAAAAAGAAAUUUAAAACUAUUUCUGCACAGAGCUGAGAUUUGGUUUAAAACAAAAAACCACCUCUAAUCUUUUUGUCUAUCUAAUAAAGUCGCUCAAUCUGACCUCAGAGCAGCUGACAGAGGAAAGGCAAAAACUGACUGAUGCGAGUUAUCCUCCAGAAAAAAGAACAUUUAAUUGCAGUCAACACAUUUCAGUGAGUUGUCAGACAUUUUGAAGAUGCGGUUGGACUCAGAGGAGGUAAAUAGACAAGGGUGAGUCCCAGGAGAUGGCUCUGUGUGGAUGUGUUUACCCCACAGUACAAUAUACAAAGGCUUAUGUGUAUUCAUGAGAAUGUAAAUGUGUAUCAUUUCAGAGGUGAACUUUUCACAGUAUGCUCAAGGUAAAUAAAACAGUGAUAAUGUGUCAGUACUUCUCUUAGCCGGGUUAUUACAAAGAGCCUUACAUCAGUCACUGUUAUCAACUUUGGGGGUCCCUGAGAAAUUAAUUUAGAUCCUUCAGUCAUCCCCGCUGGUUAGGUUCAAAACAGUGGCAGGAACAUGAAAGUGGCUGGAUCUCUCGCUUUUCUGGUAAUUGUUCCUCCUUCCCUGUCAUGUGUUGCUUGUGGGAAGAAGCAAACUGUAAUUUAGAGGUGUGAUAUUUUGAGCAGGGGUCCCUACCCCCCCUUGACUACCCAAAUCAGACAGAAAUAAUAUUUGGACUGCGCCACGUUAAUGAUGCUGUAGUGGAGGUGGAGCGAGCAACAGGUUGUUUUUGAAGCGGGGUGUUAGAAAGCAGGAAAAACUGUGCAGAUGUGCAGAAACAGCCAUUUUAUUAAUAGCCAUAUUGCUGUAAAGCACACAGAGAUGAUUCAUAUCUAAAUUGCGAGCUGUGUAGCAAAUUUUCAGCCCACCAACAUGAUUUUGAGAUGCCCAUCACGUCCCACUGAAGCACUUUAAACAUUUCUCUUCAAAAAACCAAAACAGAUUGAUAUGGAAUUUCAAAAGAUCGGAUUUGGUCCAACAGUCUGAGUCAUUGAGUCUGUAAUAUACACGCCGCAUGCUUGAGCGACUGUGCAAGUGGAGUGUGUAGGUCUGCCUGCGAGCUGAUACAGUAUAUCACAAUGACAAUAUGGCUGCAUGGAGGGGGUCUAUUUAGGCAUCAGAAACAGUUAAAAUCUCAACACGGCAAAUCAGCACCCCACUGAGAUACGCCUUUUUAAAAUGUCUUUUAUCCUCUUUGUGCAUUCGUUCCUUCUGAAACAUAAUGGAUGCAAGACAGUAAGCCUGUUCAGUAAGAGAUAAAAAGACAAAACAGAAAGAAAGAGAAAGAGAGAAAGAAGGAAGAUGAAGUGGAAGAGCAAAGAACAACUGAACUAAUAUGGAGAAACUAAGGAGGAAAGUAGAAACUAAAUAAAGAAAGAGAUAUUAUGAAGGAGAAAAGUAAAAUGGAAAGUAAAAAGAAAUAACUGAGAGGAGGGAGAGAAAUAAAGGAAAGAAACUAAAGCUAAGUAGAGAAUUUAGGGGAAAAGGCAAAAUAAGAAAAGAGGUAGAAGAAUAAAAGAAGAUGACGAGGAAAAGAAAGUGGUGAGAAACAGAAGGAGGACUGAAAGUGAAAAGGGAGAUAAAAAAUGGAAUCAUUUCAUAUAAGGGAGGGAAAAAAGAAAGUGAAAACGAUAGUAAAAGAAAGGGAAAAAUGAAAAAGAAAGAAGGAAAGAAAGGAGAGAGGGAGUGAAGAAAAGGAGAGAAAGAAAGCCACAAAAAGGAUAAAGGGAUGACUAAACCCUACUCCUUGGAGGGUGGGAGCCAAUCUGAAAAAUGAUUGGUUGGCUUUCCUGGGGCAAAGCUCUCUUUGCUCACAUCAAUAAAACAUAAACAUGAAUAAAUGCACUGCUUUUGGCCUUCCAGGGUCCUUACUUAAUUUCAUGUAUGCAAGUGAAUGAUGAUGUGCACGGAAAAUUAUAUUUACCUAGGAGGCUCCAAAUAAUUCUUGGAGCCAUUUUGUGUUUGUUUGUUCUCAGUAUUUACAUAAAUGCAUGGCUGCACCAUAAACUCUUAAAAUAUGUGUUGAAUGCAACUUCAUUUGUUGGGUCUUCACAGUGUAACUCCUGAAUCUGCCGAGCAAGUUAUGACCCUGCCGGUCGCAGCAUUAGCAUGUAAAGCAGUUCCUUCUCAUUGACUUGUGCCAUGGAUGCACAGCCUAUCAAUAAUGUCGAGGACGUGGGAACACACAGUCUCCAGUGAUGUACUCUUGAUGUAUCCACUUAGGGACAAAUCAUCCAAACAGUCAUUUGCCUCACUAGUCUUGGUCCCUGAGGUGGAUCUUCGCUGACCCAAUUCAACGGGUCAGCUUUCGUUAAUGAGCCGACCACGCUAACAUGUCGACGCCGGUUAAGACGGAGCUUUUAAGGACAAUUACAGCGCGGUUGCUUAGAGGCCUUCUGUUAUCAAGUUUCGCCGUUCGGGGCUAUUUUUAGAGGCUGCUUUACAUCCCCGACUAAAUCUGUGAACAUUUGAUUAAAUUGGACCCAUGUGCAAAAUGGUGCAAAUGGUUGAGACCCAAUUGAAAACACAUUUACGCGUUGUUCACGCCGUUAAUUUGCUGUGUUAGAUAUUUGAAUCCCUUUGGUAAGAAAUGAACUGCCUCUUGUUUGACUCUGAUGAAAUCAAUUCCAGAUUCAAUUUACCUCGUAGUAUUCGUAACGUCCCAUGACAGAGCCAUUGUAGUAAGCAAAAAGGGAAGUGAAGAGACAAACGAUCAACAGUUUGGCAGAGUUUUUCUCUCCUAUCUAUUUUUCAAAGAAGGCAAUUAGGCCCUACAUCACAGCCAUUUAACUAAGUCGGUACUCCAAAUUGAUUCAGACUCCAGCAUUGGACCUUACAGACAUGGUGCAUUUAGUUAUGCAAAUGCUUAUCUCUGGGUGUGAUUGGUUAAUUAACCUGUAAUGCAGAUAGUCCCAGCCAUGCACGUAGGCUGUUUGAUGGCUAAAUUGUGGGUCAAUUGGGUUUUUAACAUUUUCAAAGCAGACUUUUCUCCGUUUAAUGACUCGCCUCGCCGGUCCCAUAAGGUUAAUGUGUUUAAACUCACUGUAAUUGAGCUUUUGACCUAUCUUUCAGGCCUUUUAAAAAUUCGUCAUAUUAUGCCAUGUUCCUGCUCCCGAUUGUUAUUAUUCACCGUUCCUUUCUCCAUGCCCUGCCCUAAACUCUCCUCCUUUCCAUCCUGAGUUAUGAGCAUCCCCAUGGGAAGUCAUUUAUAAUGCCAUUGGAGUGACAAUAAUUCGUUUGCACACCAUUUCACUCUGCCCUCUGUGACUUGGCAAGCUUUUAUGAGCCACAUUUUCGUUUCCCCCCGAAACACAUUGUCCAACCAUCCUCAGAGAACACGCAAAAGCAUUUAGCCCAAACUGGACUCAGGCAUCUUCCGGUGACUAAAAUAAGGGGCAUUAUGUCUUCCAUCAACAGCUGAAAUCAACUUUUGUCGGCGCUUUUGCUGCUAAACCGCCUGAAAGGUAAAAAGGAGACAGAAAAGAAAAGACGGGGAUGUGAGACGGUGUUGUGGUGCGGCGACUGACUGACUGCAUUUCUUUUCGAUGUUCACUGAACAAUUAUGUUCUGAUUUUGCUGUCAUGUAGGUAUCAUUCCACAUGAGAUACAAACAUAGUUCUUGACAGCCUGCAUAGAUUUUUUUUCAGAUCCUGCCACCAGCAGGCAUUUUUUGACGACACGAAGAUCCCUCGUCAUUGGCGUUACAUUCUGCUUGAAGCUGGUAUUUAUUAGUAAAAGGAUGUAACAGGCGUGUUGAAUUCAUUCCACGUCAUUAAGCGUCGACAGGAAGUGUAUGCUCUUCGGCACUUAAGCAAAGGCUGAGACUUUGGCAAUUUGGUAAUUACACAUGUCUGUUGCUGUUGUGUUGCAGGUGAUCCUGAUCUUGACUAAGCUGUAUGACUUCAACCUGGGGGCUGUUACGGAGAGCUCACUCUGGAGGUAAGGCCUCCCAUCCAAACAGAAAGGUUGUGGCGUCAUCGUGCGAAUUUUAUAAAAAUGCAAAAGCACGACCCCAAAAACAAUAAGCAUAAUGUAUUCAUAGAGGAUGCAGUAUACUGUAAGGUUGAUUUAUAGUGUUCCCCCUUGCAAGGAUAUGAGCAAUCAAGUUAUACUGGAAGCCAAUAUAAAGUAUGUUUUAAUAAAGCAAUCUGGAGUAGUUCAAAAUGAAGCAUCUUCCCCUUUGCAGCUCUAUAAAUAACACAACUGAGAGAGCAACAACCUUUUAAAAAAAGACCCAGAUGUGGGCCCUGUCCAACAUGAGCAAAAGAAAACAAAAAACCCUGAAAGACUGUGUCUAAAAGAUAAAACUCAAGUCUUAUCCGCGGGAUUCUUUGUUUGGCUCUCUCUUUUCCUUGACCUAGAAACUUCCUGAUGGAGUUUUUUGAUUGAUUGUCAUCUGUAACCUUUUGUCUCAGAAGCAAUUGACAUGCGAUUGCCACUGUAUAGCCGUAGUAAUUCCAUUCAGUAUAUAUUGAGAGGUGAGUUACAGUGCCCUGUCAGGUCAUAAAUAAGAAUAGAAUUCAUUAAGGAUUAUGCCACCGACUCCUAUCCAGCCUCUGAUAUGCCUUUUUUCCUCACCUCUCCCAUUGCCUGCAGAGAACUCAUUUCAUUCUGAAAUACACACGAAAAAGAGACCAUCACUCCGCCAAGCAUAGAGUUUCAAAUUAAUAUCUGUUUCACCAAAGGCGCCGCUAAGAUUUACACCCGACUUGACACGUUUUGAAAUCCCAUAUUGUGUACAGGAGGUCUUCCAUCAUCAAGGUGUCUGCUUAACAAUGGCACCGCAAGUAAAUUAGAGUGUACCUCAGGGGCUGCAAGAAGCCUCUUAGUAGGGGUAUUAGGAAAGCACAGAUCUGAAUGUUAUGAAAAGAAACAGGAGUAAAUGAUUUUGGCGAUAACACAAUACAUGAUUUAUUGCUACAGCUACAGGCCACUGUUGGUGGCAAAAUGCAGCGUGCAGAUCAAUGGGCGACUCGCAGAUCAACGGCGUUGCUCACAUCAAGUCCUUUUGCGUUUGGAAAUUGCUCCCUAUUUUCAGGCGGCGAAAACUUCACAAUUUACCUGCACUACUUAGGAGGCUUUCUUUAGCAGGACAGACAACAGGAGAGAGUACUCAAGCGCAAUUACAAAUGUGUUUAAAGGGGAAAGUCUUUGAAAACAAUGUCAGCAGCAAACAGCACGAUUCAGAUUAAUGCACAGACAAUGAUAGCAGACACUGGGUAUCUAUCCAAUUAUGCAGUGAAAUUACAUUUGGAGGCACUCAGGUAGAACUGAGAGCGAGGAGAAAUAUGAAGAUUGGGAUGACAAACACAUCUACCCUUGUCACGGGAGGCACGGACUUGUAAGGAACAGGCAGUUCUGUGAAGUAUCUUUUCAUGUUGCGACAGACCUGAAUGCCUUAUUUCAACACGGACUGUUUAAGUAAUAAGGGACAAGAAAUGGGUCAUUUGUUCUCAUAAAAAGGAGAUAAAAGCAGAAAAUGAAUCAUCUUGAAGCUGUAGUUAUCACCCUCAUAUUGCUAAUUUGUUGCACCACAGCUACUGAAUACAUGAAAUGAGACUAAAUAUCCAGAGAAGAUAAAACAUAAGGCAAUUUUUAGCACUUGUUUGGGAGAAAUCUGUGAUAAAAAAACAGGUUAAAAGAAGAUUUCAUAAGGGAAUUAAACCUGCAGACUGAUUUACAAUACUAAAAAUGUGUUUAUCUCUUAGUAUGUUGUCAGGAUGGGAUUUUCUUGACCUUUUACUGCAAAUUUCCUGUAUACACUUUACUGCUCAUUUUUCAAAACAUACCUGAAGUUCAUUAAUUAAUCUAUCACCUUUCAUGGCAGCUGCUGUUUUCAUUGCCUGUCAGUGUGGCAUGAAAAUAUGCUUUCAGAGACCUGACAUGUGUAAAGUGGAUGUACAGUCUGCUUAAUGUGUUUGUCAAAGCCACAUUACUGCUAAAUGGUGAAGUUGCAAAUAGGAAAUGCCUUAUGAAUAUGUCAAUCUUUCUUUAACAUAGAAAGCCACUUGACGUCCACAUAUUCACUGGGUUGUCAAGCUCUGAUCUGCUCUCCAUAAAUGUGUUUCUUUUGCAAGCUCUCUCCUUACAGUAGUCAGCACUAUCCCCUGUGAAGCCAGCGCAUUACCGUACAGUCUUAAAGCACUUUUGAAAAAGUGCAAACACCAAAGGUACCCUGUGGAUUUUUCCUGCAAACACAGUUUUGAUUACAUGUUAUUAAAUCUCUUUUCAGAAUUUUUUUUCCCUCUCUUUUCCCCUCCUCUUUUGCUGAACAAAAAUGUGGAAGUGGGAAGUGGGGGGAGGUAGAGCGUGCUACCCAACAUAAAAGCUCCUCACUUUAGGUUGGCUUCCCCUUCCCCCCUUUUUUUUUGGUUUAUUUUUUUCACCUUUCCUGUUGGGAUGGGCAAUGAUAAGAUUUGCCACUCUGGUGAUAACAAUUAAAGCCCCGAUAAAAAAAUAUUUUAAUUCCAAGCUUUAUUUUUGUCUUGAGAACACCAGUUGGAGAUGUCAAAUAAGAUACUUAACCACAAGUUUAAAUGGUAGGUUAUGGAGAAAACUAAUGACAUCAAACAAGUCUUCAAACAUAUUCAACAUUUGUUGAAAACUCUUAUUGCACAGAGUGAACAGCAGCAGAUCCACCUCCCAUCUAAACCCCAGUUUUGAAGGAAAUCCCUCAUCUGGAGCCUCAUUCAGUGACAAGCUACUGAGAAACGUCUUCUUCAUCACUUUCAGCCAUGUUUGUUUGUUAUUCUGAUCUGUGUGGGCUAUGGCUGUGUGGCCAUCUACAUUUACGAUUGGUUUGUGUGGGACAUGCGGCUGGUUGUGUAACACAGUGGUCCCCAAUCUUUUCUGUACCAGGGACCAGUUUCAUGCAGGACAUUUUUUCCAAGGACCGUGUUAUUGGGCGUGGAGGUUCCAAUAACAAAAACCUUAAUAAGUACAUAGUAUGUGAUCUGGAUACAACAAUUACAUUUUAUAUUAGGCACUUUUCAUUACACUUUAACAUCAACUCACCAUAAUGCAGAAUCAACCCUUUCUCUCUCCAGUGAACUCUGUUUCUGGCUCAUUUUUGCAAGGGCUAGCUUGGGUUUGCCGAUGCAGGGAAAUGACGUGCCUAAGAGUCAAGCACGAAAGGGAAGCGGUGGUCUUCUAAAAUAAGAUACUGGGAAGACGGAUGAAAAGAAAAAAAAAAACAUUUAAUCAUCGUUAUUUUUUUUUGCGGCCCAGUAUUGAUCCAUGGACCGGUACUAGUCUGGGUCCCAGUGGUUGGGGACCUCUGGUGUAACAUACCAGUAGAGCGUAAAUAUUGGGAUAAAAGCAAAAUGAGGUGGAGGCUCAUCCUGUUGAAUCCUCAUUAUCAUUGGCAAAGCUGAUACACUUACAAAAGAUCCCAGUUUAAUCGGUUGUAAACAGAAUAUUUACAUAUUUGCAGUUUUUCACAUCCUCCCCUGGUGCUACAUUUCUAUCCAGGUCUUAACCGCUAGUUGUCGAUCAGUGGAAUUAACUGAAGGACGUCCUUUACUGCACCCUCUCCUUUUAUUUGAUAGACAUGGCUAAUCUCUGAGGUAAACAUAUUUAUUUCCUUUCACUGCUUCUUAACCUUCAACUGAUGACAUUGUUGUCCUUCUCUGAGUCGUAUCAUGCACUCCCAGUUUACCCCCUUCCUCUGUGCAUUUUACAGUUGGCGAACACUAAUGCAUGCAUUUGCCCUCGAUAGUUGGCCCUGAUUUGUAUCUAUGCUUGCUUUAUUAAAUACAUGUGUCGCCACAGAAUAUUAAAGACAUGUACUAACUUUCUAAUUAAGACUGUUAAACACACCCAGCAAUGAUUGAACUCACAGUAGCGCUUUUAAAUUGAAUAUUGACAGUCGUCCAUAUUUAUCUGACUUUACUUUCUACCCCUCAUCUCCAUCAGGUUUAUAGGAAUUAUAGAUAGAUUUAGAUGCACAUCAAUAAUACAGUAGCAGCCUGUAAAAGCAGUCAAUACUUAAGCCAGAGUCUAGUGUAGAUAGUUUUGCAUGAGGUCUUGAAUAAUGAAUAUUUUUGGUAAGCUUCCACAUUUCACUGUUGAGACUAUUUGGCACCGCUUCUAGCAGCACAAGAUAUUCAAAGUAGAGGCUGACUUAUCAAAACAUCUUCCUCUAAUGGUCAAGAACUUCACAGGGUUUCUUAGUUAAUCAUCCUGCUUGUGCAUAAGAAUGUGUCUGCAACACAAUGUGACCUGAAAAGAUUUUCCUUUAUCCAGCUGCCACAUUGUUUGAAUAAAGAGCGGCAUCUGUUUCUUUUAUAUUUCAUCCCUUUUAGAUUGGAGCGCCCUAUACAGAAGAUGACAGGUGUAAUAAUGGCAGCACACACUGUCAGUACAAUUUCUUUCCAGGACCUCAACACGGUGUUUUGCAAGAGUGACAAACAAAAUAAUAACAUAAGCAUGAAGCUAGUCUGUCACUGCAGGUUCAGUCAAUAAACCAAGAGGUUCCCUGAGUGUUAGAAAAUCAAUCUGAAAAUGUAUGGUGUUCUUUGGAGAUGCAUUCACACAAAGAAUAACUGACUUGCGGUUAAUGGGCUAAAACAUGCAAAAACCAAUGAUAUGGUGCUUUGAAAUCAGUUUGAGGCAGCUCUCUUAUGGAUUUUUUCCCAUCAAACAUGCAGUAUGCUUUUUGUUUGUGUCCAGAUCGAACGAUUACGGAAGCACCUACACCAAACUUAACGACAAAGUGGGCUCAAGGACGGUUUUGAGUUACCUGUACGUCUGCCCUACCAACAAACAGAAGGUCAGCAUUUCUCUCUUUCCUUUUAUCUCCCCAUCUGAUCUCCGGAAAGCUUAGCCCCAACAUCAAAUUACAGCUUUUUUAAAAUUGCUGCCAAAUGACGGUAUCUCUGUCUCUCUCUCUCCCUCUUCUAAUGCUAUAUCCCUGGUCUGGCCCUCUGUACUUAAGAUAAUGAUGCUUAGCGACCCAGAGGUAGAGAGCGCUGUUCUCAUCAGCUCAGAUGAAGGGGCAAGCUUUGAGAAGUAUACCAUUAACUUCAAUAUCCUGAGCCUGCUCUUCCACCCCGCGCAAGAGAACUGGAUACUGGCCUACAGUCAUGACAGCAAGGUAUGCCUCCUAACAACAAACCUUUGAGGAGAAUUAACUCUGAUAUAAAUAUAACCCUGAAGUCCUGAAGCUCUGCCAAGUGGAGAUGCAUACAUCAAUUUUUUCACUCCAAAUCAUUUCAAGUGGUUUUCAUGGCGUUUUCUUUUAUGUGAAUCAAUAUAAGUCAUGUUCCCAGUGUACAAACAUAGAAAAAGGCUCACUGUACCUCAUUAGUGUAGGCAAUGGCAGCAUGGCUGGUUGUCAGCCGGUCCAUCACAGUGACCAGCCCAUUGUAUUUUACCAGAUCAGAAAAUUACCAACUUGAAAAAACAAGCUUUGCUAUUGUUCUUGUUAUCGUGGCUGUUUCCCCUCGACUUGUUAUCCCAAGAUGAGGAGAAAAUUGGUCAAAACACCCAGUCGCUCAGGAAAAAAAAUUAAUUUGUUAUCACAGGGAGUGGGAGCAAAUCAUUUGUAAGGAUGCUUGUCGUCUAAGGGCUUAGGGCUACGUAAUCUGUUGCACAUGUUUAUUAAUCUGAUUGUUAAGUUAUUAAAAUGAUUUGUGUAAGGCUGUGUGUGUGAAUCCACUUGACAUCAUAGAAAGCAUAAACAAAUGCACGUCGAUAAGCAGGCUUAUAAUUGGCUGAAUAAGCCUGCGUCUUCCAUAUGCCACUGAUCCGCCAUAUUGGUAGUGGCAAAAACAUGUAGAUGGACGUGGAUUCUGUUUUCACACAAUUAAAUGAUCAACCCUAACCCUUAACUACGAAAUGAUAAAUAUUAAGUUAAAGUUAAGUUAAAAAUAUGUAAAUACUUAAAAGGCUACUACCAUGAAUAUGUUGCUACACUCGAGUUACCUCGGAAGUCAGAUAUCGGAGCUGAAAAUGACGUCACACCCGGAGGGGGAAACAAGAUGGCUACAUCUAUGAAAGUUAUUUUAGUGCUGGCCUUAUAUUUGGACAAGGCAAGUGCUACAAUAACUUUUGUAGAUAAAGCCAUCUUGUUUCCGCCUCCGUUAUUGCUUGUUUCCGACUUGGUAACUGAAAUGCUGGUAACUCAGGUGUGCCGUCAUUUUCAUUUCCGAGGUAACUCAAACGCAGCAUCAAUCUAUAAAGAAUGACAUCAUGAUCUUUUUUAAUGGUUUUGUAAAGUUUGAGGACACAGUGUCAGGACCACAUUGCGGGAACACAUUUGUCAUUUUAGUGUGUCAUGUAACUGUUUUUGAUGACGAUGAUUUAACCCAGAGCAAAAUCAGUCAGUCAAGGGGCCAAGAGAUGCGGUCCUGACACUGGCUUUGCAGACACAUAAUACUGAGUGAGGGCUGAUGAGCAGUUGUCAUCCAGUGAGUCUAUAUCAUAACAUAAUUUCGGUUACUAUUACAUUUACAGUAAUUUGAUCAAAAUUUCCACCUGCACUCUGUCAGGGAGUAGCAUUUUGUUGAAACUUAAAUUUCUGAUGUUAUAAAAAGUAUGUUUAAUGCAUUUCCCCAGUUAAUUUCCACCGUAUAAAUAGUAAGCUUAGCACAAUUGGACUCUGAAGUGGUUAAAGUCAUAUAACAAUAACAGUACUACUUUAAUUACUUGAUGUUUUUAGCUCUUACAUCAGAUCACUCUGUGUAUGCCAUAUAAAAAGCUGACUGUAAAGAUACUAAAUAGAGAGUCAAAAAUUGUUCAAGUGAAAGAUGCAUGUUGAUUUUACAGAGUACACAAUGUGCAUGAGAAUAUGUAUUAUAAGUUUCUCUCUGGCUGUGAUGAUGGCAAUUAACAUGUAAUGAAGCUCAUCCUAAUUCUAUCUUGCAGCUGUACAGCUCGCUGGACUUUGGGAGGAAAUGGCAGCUUGUGCACGACAACGUGAUGCUAGGCCGGUUCUACUGGUAUGAUUGCACGUAUCCUAUUUUUGAACACAGUGAUUGAUUGUAAUUUGCAUAAUGAUAGUGUUUGUGACCCUGUGCUGUCAGAAGGAUCCAGUGACCCCUUGUCAAAACCAGAUCUACCUCUUUGCAGUCAAGCACAAAGCUGAUUAUAUCCAUAUCACGUAGGAGGAAGCAAUAUUGUGCUCCUUUUCCAUAGCACAAACAUGACAUGCUGUUUUUGUUGUCGCUGUCAUAUCGUAAUCCAGACUGCUUGAGCACAAGGCAGUGAAUAUUGAUGUGAGCCCGUUUAUCCCUGUUUGUCAUGGUAUGUGUCAAACCUAAGUGUGGUUUCAAGUCGAGAAAGAAAGGACACUAGAUGGAGGACAUCCUCUCCACAUGCAUGAACGGCACAGUGUUUGAUAAAUAAGACAACGCAGUGGGAAUGCCGGCCCCCGAAACAAUGCAUUAUCUGUGCUCUUGAAAACCAUUCCUUCACACAUAUUAUGUCAAAUAGUUAUUUUUCCGUAUAGUGCCGCAGCCACCCACAAUUCCAUAAUGACACACAUUUGUUUUGGUGGAUACUUCUGGGAAUAGCUGGUGUUUUGUCUCCCUCCUCCCUCUUGUUGUUUUAUCUCUUGAUGUUUUGGUGAAUUGAGAUUAAUUGCCGCUGGUGGUGCAGAUUCUAUGCACUGACUGAUUUACAGGAGAUAAAAGAAUCUUUCAAUCGCUCUCACACAAUGUCCACCUACAGCUGUGAUUCUCACCCCAGCCUCCCUCUUCUAUCUUAUCUCAUUUUCUCUUUUCUUCCCCAUCUUCCUUCAUCUCUCUCUGCUCCUCUCCAUCUUCUCCUCCUCCUUCCACUCUUCCAAGGGCGGUAAUGGGGCUGGACAGAGAAUCUGAUGUGGUCCACAUCGAGACACGCAUUGCAAAAGGCCGUGAGUGUGCUCCUCUCCUGUCCACUGCAGUGGCAAGACCCACAGGACCCCCUUGCCUCUCAUUUAGAGCGAGGUCACAGGGAAGAUGAGACCCGUUCUGCCGCUCAGAUUGGUCCCCGAAGUCUUGUAAAGCAGAAUAGGUGUCUUCUGACAAAAAUGGAGAGUUUUAGCGGGUUGAUGGAUGUUUCUCCCCUUUAAUCUAUCCCCUGUGUCUCAUAGACAAGCCUCGACUCCCUCCUUCUAAACAGCAUUCUGUCAAACCAAUUAUAAGGGUUUCUGCAUUGGAAAAUAUACUCAUAUUCCUCUGGUGAGAAAAACUGUCUGAAUUAGCAUACAAACUUUUCUUGUCUCGUAUUACGAACACAAAAAAUUUGACACCCCAUAAGAGCUCCUACUCGUCUAAUUUGGGGCGCAAAAAGGUCGAAUGUGUGCUUGUAACUCCAGUCAAAUAUUUCGUCGUUAUCACACAGUUGGCUAACUUUUCUCAGAACUGUGAACUUCAGUAUGUUUAGCAUAUGCAUACUGUAUAGCAGCUCCAGUGCAUACAAAGUACUGUUUGAGGGUAAAUGGUUGUAAUUUACUUCUGAUCGAUUUCCUUUCACCUCUUUCCAGGCGCUCAGUAUGUGAAGUGCAGAGCCCAGCGCUGCACAGACGCUAACAGACAGUACCUCUUUCCUGGACAUGUAGACACCAACUCUCUGGUUGUGCAGGAUGAAUAUGUUUUCACUCAGGUUUGUAUAGUAAUGGAGGACUUUUUAUGACAAAACAAAAAACAGAUUUUGUCAUCUUUUUUAACUCGAGGCUUAUAUCUCUGGGUUUUUUUGUUUUUUUUAUUAGGGUUUUGUUUUUGUUUGUUCGCUUUUUUUUUUUUUUUUUUGUCGUCUGUGCAUCCAGUCUUUUUCAUCAAAACUCACAUAAUGGCUUUCCCCAACACACCUGUUCCCCGCCAGCCCGAUGUGUGUUUUGAUUAUGUUUUGUCUGGUUCAUGUCAAGGCACGCUCAGUGUGUGACUUUCAGCACAGAUAAAACUCAAUCCCUGAAAAAUGUGUUUGUUAGCUGAGAACACAUGGCAAAGAAGCUGUGAAUAGACAGGUCGGUGUCCUUAUUACUAUUCCCUCUGACUUUGACUCCAAUUAGACAGCAGCAGUCAGGGUCAUUAUUAGAAAUUUAAUUUCUAAAUGCCCUCCUCUGUCAUUGAUUUCCAUCCACAGUGAAGUAAUUUUCUCUCUGCCGGCCAGCCUUGAUGCAUUCGGUCAUCCCUGUUAGACUCAAGCCAAGUUUUAGUAAAAUAAAAAUAUCUAAUUAUAGAAGUUUUCUUGAACUCACUGUUUGUGGUAAACCAUGCCAUACUCCCCCAUUUUAAAUAAACACCCCUGAAUGUUUUCUGUUCGUUUCUAAUUUAUUUAUCCACAGAUUUAAUCUUUUGAUAUGAUAUGAUGUUGCAGCAGCAGCAAUACUUUAGCAGUGACCUAGUUUCACUUUCAACACACUUAAUCCACAGACUUGAUUGGAAUGGCUGCGAUGCAAGAAAGAAAAUGUAUGAAAAAAAUAUCACAGCGAGGUUCAGAAAUGGUGAUUCAAUAAAACGACCAAAUUGCAUUUAGCUGAGAUGAGAUUGACCGUCAAGGCAGAGGCAGACAUGAGGAAGACGCUGGUGAAAAUAACUGGACCCAGGGAGGGUCUGCGCACAGCUGCGGUGGCGGCACAGAUGACUUUCUUGUGACUUUCAUUGCUCGGGGCAGUUGGAUUUAACUUGACAAAGAGUAAUGAGGUUAUCGAUUGGGCUACAACGAAAUAAGCAGUCUUCAACACCUCCAAAGUCUCUUGGGAGAGAAGGAACAGCCAAGUGCAACAUCCUCAAAAAUGUGGCCUGGGAAAAUGCAGCCCAUUGAUUUUCGAUAGAUUAUUCCAUUAGAGCCCUAAUGUAGUGUGUUGGGGGACAAACACCAUCCUUCUAGUUGAUUAGAAAAUAAGCAAUCAAGUAGUGUUGGCCUGGCUGUAAGUGGAUGGGGAAGUGGCAGUGCAUUAAGAUCUUCAAGACACACUGUAGAUAAAGCCAACACAAUUUCCAGUGCCUCUUAGCUUGAGACUAAUUGAGAUAAUGAUAAUAAUUUCUGUUGUGCUUGUAAUUUUAAUCUUCUUUCAACACUCUGGAAAGUAGAAUAAAAAUCACAAGCGCUUUAUCAACUCAGUCAUGCAUUGGAAAUUAAUAUACCUCCUUCUAGAGAUGUUUGAGCCUCAUGUCCUCAUUUCACUGCAGAGUCACAUUUGGGAUGGUGAUGGUGGCAAUUUCUCUCCCUCCCAUCACGACGCAGUUUUUUUUUUCUUUUUUUCAUUUUCUGGACAGGCUGCAUAACUCUCUCUAUGCAGGGAAACCUCACACCCAUGAAGUCAAUCAGAAAUGAAAUGUGCAAAUGAGAGCUUGUGACCCAAAUGAUGAAAAAAGAAAGAAAACUGUGUGGCUGCUGAGGCAAUGCUUGAAUGACAGAGCUUCUUUGACUUUGUCACGCAGGUAACAAAGUCAGGACGAGCCAGCUACUUUGUCUCCUACAUGAGGGAAUCAUUCAAGAGGAUGAAGCUACCCAAGUAUUGUCUGCCAAAAGUAAGCACGAGAGUGUCAAAGAUUAAUUCUCACACUCAAAAAUGAUGAUUUUAUUCGUUCACAUCUUUUUUUUUCCUUCUUUGUUGCAGAAAUCGAAUCAUAAAAAGUGUUAUUUUAUGAAGAAAUACCACACUUAUUCAGAAGCACCUCAGCAGGGAUAUGCCUUUGUUUUCUCCCUCGUGCCUAUCUUUCUCACCUGCUCUUCUUUAACAUUUCUCUUUCUCAAACGCACACCCUCCUACAGGACAUGCACAUCAUCAGCACAGAUGAGAAGCAAGUGUUUGCAGCAGUCCAGGAGUGGAAUCAGAAUAACACCUACAGCCUGUACAUCUCCGACUCUCCUGGGGUCUACUUUAUCCUUUCAUUAGAGAACCUGCGAACCAGCAGAGGACCUGCUGGUAACCUCCUCGUAGACUUUUAUAAGGUGUGUUUGAGUCUUGUUCAUGGGCUGUUGCUUUCGUUUCCAGUCAUUUCACAUGGUUGUGGUAACAUUUGUCAAAGACGGCUGUCACAUUUCUGCAGCCUGGAGUUAUGUACUUCAUCAUUUCAAACCUUUAUUUAGUCAAUUAAUACUCGCAGACCUGCAUUUUUCCAUACUAAACCCUGAUGUAAUCAGAUUUUUCAGAGAUAUUUUUCAUGCCCUUACUAUCCCUAUAAAAAUGGGAAAAUUUGUCCUCACAUGCUUUGCUUUGGUACAGUUUUCAAUGUUUAUUCAUUUAUUCCUUUGGUACCACACUUUAAGCAACUCCCUAAAUCUAAAAGAUAAUAUUAAGCUUUUAAAUGAACAUAAUUAUCAUUUUUAGAUUAGUUAUUCAUUGCCUAUUUCCCACUGAGCAUUUUUUGGUCUUAAAGAGGUCUAACAGAUGUCUAAAUGUAGCCUAGACGAUUGGUCUAAAAUCAGGAUAACACAGGUCUAAAAGUGAAAGUUUUUUAGACAUCUAAAUUUAGACCAAGUCUAAAUCUGGGCUAUAUCUAUACCACACUGCAUAUUGCUCAACAGCUGUCAUAAUUAUGUUGGUUAAGUACUCUGAGAUCAGUUAUGCAACUCACAGUUGUUUUUUGAAAUAAAUAGUUAUCAAAUAGCAGGUUAAAGUACGACGUCUAAAUUCUGUCUAAAGAUAUACAGGAUCUAGAUGGUCGAAAUUAGGUCUAAAACAAAAAAAACUAGAUGUCUAAUGGCCGUUUAUUGCUCAGUGGGUUAUUAGAUAAAGUAGAUCUUAGAUAGUACUUCCAGCACUUGGUACGUUGUUGCAUACAAGCUCCACAAUAGUAUGUAAACUCUUAAGGUUACACAAUACUGCUUCAGUCCUUUAGUGUUUAGUCUUAGUCUUAAACAUCUUUCUGUUUCAGUCACAUUUUAGUCAUUUAGUCCCUGAAUAGUUUUAGUCGACAUAAAGUCAAAACAUUUUAGUCGAGUAUCGUUGAUAGAAAUCACAAUAUUUUAUCCUUUACUUUACAGUCGACUAGAAAUUGGUACCAGGGUUGAGGUAGUAAAUAAAUCUGCAAUGUGUCACUCACUUAAACUUUGGUGUAAUGCUGCUGUGCUGUCCCUGCUGAUCUACUAAAGUAAAAUCUGCAAGAUCUGCAAAGAGAUUGGAGUUAUUGUUUUGUCAACCGGGGGCAUGAAAAUUGACACAAACCGAAAGCUCCUCACAAUUGUUUCAAGUAACUUUCCAAAAUCAAAAAUUGAUCCUCUUAGAAAAUUUUUUUUGGUCAUCUAACUGAGUUUUCUUCCUAGCCUCAGGGAACAUCAUGAAUUUGAUUGAUAUGACUGCAGCAUCCCUCAGACAUAAUUGCAUUUUUGCUGUUUUCCUCCAUAGGUCGAGGGGAUUAACGGCAUGUAUCUCGCCAACAAACUGCUGGACAAUCACGUCAAGACUUUUAUCACCUACAACAAGGGACAAACAUGGGCCCUGCUGCCAGCUCCUGCCACCGAUGUAGCAGGAAAUAACCUUCACUGCAUCCUGGUGAGCCUUUGGGCAGGACUGAAUAAAUGUUUUUAUUCAUGCAGAAUGAAGCUUUUGACACAUAUCAUUCGUCAAAUGUUUCAACCUCAUCAGCUGUGCUUCAGAUGCGCUUGGUUCCUGAGCCGUAUUUGCUCAGGGCGAGGCGCCAACCUCAGCAUCAGCUUGCCUUUUUAAACCUCCUAAACGGCUGAGGAGAUGUUUGCUGGGAUAUUCUUAUUAUCAGAGCGAGCCUCAGAGUGUCAUUGCCUUUAGUUUCAGGGGUCCAGACUUUCCAUUAACCUCUGUGAUUUCAAUUUACUACCUGUAGUCACUGCGGACUAAUGAAUGUUAGAUUACACAGAAUCACAUUAUGAGGCUGUGUUGUUAUUCAGCAGGUAUGAUGGUCACCUCAUUCGUUCAGCAUGCUCUUUAAAGAUUGUUUGAAAUGAUGUUGGUUGUUGAGUUAAUAGCAGGUUACCGUUUUCCUCCGUGUCACAUGAAUGACCAUAAUGCUCUUGUCUGCUUUCUGACCCUCCCUUCAACUGCUGCUGUUUGAAAAGCCUUAUUGAUGUUUUUCACUGUGCUUCAGCCGGAGAGAUGAGUGGAAAUGAUUUGAAUCAAUUUCUCCAGUUUUAUCAGCGCAUCUUGGAGAAUUUUAAUUACAUGCCUUGUUUGCUUUAGAAUGAAACAAUUCAAAUGCCCUUUGUGUCCUCUCAGCCGUUUUCUGCCUUUUUUUUCUGGGGAGAGGAGAUGAGAUGAGAAGAACAAAGUAUCAUUGUUUUCCAUAAAUGGUGUCUGUGAGUGUUGGCGCUUUUCUCUCAAUGAGGAGAGGAGUUUAAAGGCAAAGCUAAUUAUAAUUGCGCAUGUGAAGAUCCUCCUGAUACGUAUUGUCUAAACCUUUUUCUGCGUUGGACUUUCGUUUUGUUGACAGCCAUUUUGUUCGCUACAUCUUCAUCUGGAGAUGUCGGAGAAUCCCUACACAUCCGGGCCCAUCACCAGCAAAAAGUCUGUGCCGGGGAUCAUCGUGGCUACAGGUAGAGUUACCCCAAAGGACGGGCGUUUGAUUUACAAAUUAAACUGAUUAGAUUAGAGCUGACACAGGCGGAGGACCUUUGCUAAUUUUCCAUCCCCAGAGGCAUCCCGACUCUCUCAGAUAAAUGGUUGUUGCAGUGCAUCCACAUAAAAAAAACACACAGUUAAUCACACACUGCCCUUUUUGUGUCAUUGAAAUCAGAAACUUCAACUUCAGCUCCUAAAUCACAUAUUUUGAGUGCAUUGAUUGGGUUUGCAGGGACGUUAUAACCGUGUCCUCUGGUGGAAAAUGAGGACAUGCACAGAUUCAAAAAUAAGGAUUGCAUUGGUUGAUUGUGCAUAUAGGUUUGUUAGGAGGCCUUUGCUAUGUAAAUACACACAGAGUGAAAUUAUUCAUGUUUUUGUAUUCAGGGAAUAUCGGAACAGAGCUGUCCUCUACCAACCUUGGGAUGUUUAUAACAUCAGAUGCAGGAAAUAGCUGGAGACAGGUGAGGCCCACUUAAAGUAACAUGUUUACCUCAAACAGAUAAUGUGUUUAUCUUAAAGGGUGCCAUCAUGGGAGCAGAGAAGGCAGUACAGAGAACAAAAAGUAUUGAAGUAUUUAGGGAGACGUAUUUUUUAAAAAUAUUUUUCUGACUACAUUGUGCUUUUACCUCUUUAAGUUGAACCAGAGCUGGCCCAAGCCUCAAUGGGGCCCUAAGCAAAAUUUGAUUUUGGGGCCCUCUAUUUCUGCCAAUAAUAUUGAUUGUUGAUCAUUCACACACCUUCACAAGUCUCUUUAACAUUUCCUGACAUGCAAACAUACCUUUAUCUUGGCGUUUUUUCUCUUCUUCCUCUUUCUUUUCUCUGCCCCUAAAGGAUAUGUCCUUUUUUGCGACAUUGUUUUGCCCCACAACUACCUGCACUUUGGAUGCUCAGUAAACAUUACACAGCAAAAAGCACAAAACGGUAGCAGAGCUUUGACAUAUUGGCAGUAAGAAUCAUAGGCCUACAUCAGCAGCAUCACUAAAAUGUUUUUACUUUAUUUUAUUAUAACAAUAAUAUAUAUUUGAUCAUACAGAAAGCAUCACUCAUACAUGCAAAAAAUAAAAAAAAAAAUAUAUUUUUUGUUUAAUUUUUGAUUGCUCUUAGGGGCCCCCUACUGGCUGUGGGGCCCUAAGCAGGCGCUUAGUUCGCUUAUGCCUCGGGCCGGCUCUGAGUUGAACACAAACUUUCUGCUCCCCUGUUGUUAGAUGGGAAUUACCAACAUUUUUAUCUCGUAUGGUCGUUCAAUAAGAAUCUGUAUUUUUAUCUUUCAACCUCAAGGCAAGUCAUAAAUAACAUAUGACGGAUGAGUUCAUCAGGAUGACUGGUAAAUGUUUAAUUGGAUGGACAGUAACAGGUUAUCGGGGAAAAUUAAGCACAAAAUGAACACAUGGUAAAUCAAUCUCAGUGCUUGAAAUCAUUUAUGAAAUCCAUGUAACGUGAAAAAAAUAUGUAUUCUAAUGUAAUCUUUAAUUUUGAAUUGAACAACAUCUUAAAUUGAUCUCAGGUAGUUCUUAAUGUAUCAUAGAUAAAAGGUUGGAGCUGGGGCUCAAGGGUGGAAAUAGCUGUCUAUCAGUCAGAGUGUUGGCGGUCCAGAUAAAGUGAAGUGUCCCUCGAGAAGACACUAAACCCCUGAAGUGCUCCUGCUGGCACAGCCGCUGGUGUCUAAAUGCAUGUGAAUGGAAUUAAUUAACACUGAUGGGUAUUGUACAUUGUCACUGUUGUCAUGAUUCGAUUCAAUUACCAUUAUCCUGCCAACAUCUCAGUUCAAUACCACACUGCAUAACAAUACAUCAUAACGCUGUGUAGUAAUACAGACCUUUACAGGCUCACUUUACUUUGAAGGAGUGACAAGAAGCUCACUGACACUCUAAUAUUUACAGAUGUCAGUUAUUAUGGGAGAAACCCGUCAUCUGUGCUUUUCUAUAAUUACUGAAGAGCAGCAUGGUUUAUCGUUUGUUGUAAGCUAAUUAUCGUGGAUUGAAAUAUACGUUAAAUAUUGAAAGGAUAUGCAACUUUGUGUACAUUAGGCUCUUUUCCACAAUCCCUACUUUGCGAACAAUAUUUACCUUCCUCAAAAAAAAACCUUAAUCUUCUCAUCAGGCUUUAGUCCCCCCGCUUUCUCUCUCUCUCUCUCUCUCUCUCGUUCUCUCUUUCUCACACAUAACUUAUCGUCUGUAUACCGUUCCUCUGCUGUCUGUGCGUUAGCUUCACAGGGUGGGCUGACACACUCAAACAUAGUGCACUGCACACAGAGACCAUCAUUGAUUAUCUUCUGUCGCUGCAUCGAUGCAGAAUCACACACGUCGACACAGCGAUGCAUCAUGAAAAUGAUUAAUUUCAACACUCUUAAUAGGCACACAGCAUGCUCUGCAACGAGUGUGUGAGUGUUUGUGGCGUGGAUGGAUGCAUAAAUUUGAUUUGUUGUGUAAAAAGUUGUUUGAUUGAUCAGAGGAUUAGAGAAGCCCUAAAUAAGAACAGUCCAGUAAAAAGAGAGAGCCAGACAGUGAAGAGGAGGCUUCAGUGAGAAAUAAAACUAUAGUUACAUGGAUGACAAUGAACAAUUUAACAUUACCAAUGAGAAACCUCAGCUCUGAUAAUUAAGAUCCUGGGGAUAAUUUGCUCUUUUUUGGCUAAUUUGAAGUUAGAUCAUUUCCAGUUUGAUGAGAUUCAUAGUUAGUAAGCUUUGCACAGCUGCUUCCUGCAGAGAGCUACCAUUCACUUCUAUACUGUGAGAACAACUCCGAGCCUCUCCUCCUGCACUCUAACCUCAGUGAAGACAUUAAAGAAGGACUCUUAUCCUCCAGCAGAGGCUUAUUUUAAAGAGGUACCUCUUUGUCUGUUUGAGUUAAAUCGUGUGUACUUUUGUCACCUUUGACCACUGCAGAUUUUUGAUGAAGAGCACAACGUCUGGUUUCUGGAUAAUGGUGGAGCUCUGCUGGCUGUGCUGCACGCAGCCACACCGAUCCGACAUUUGUGGUAGGUGUAGCUAUUGUUCAACAUCAGCUGAUGUCAUUAUUGCUGUAGGCAGAAGCUGUAGGUGUUGAAGUUGUUCUAGAGAGGGAAAUUACUGGGGUAUAAUUUUAUUUUUCAGGUUUUGAUGGAGUUUAUGAUUGCACCUAAUGUUUUGAAAUACUGACGGGCAAAGUUGGCCUGAUUGCUGUAUCAGAGCUGCAGCUUCAGAGCUGUCAGAACCAUUUCCAGCAGAAGAAUGUCUGUGUACUCGUGGACGGAUAUGAUGGUUUGAGUGCUUUUAUGUAAAUGAAAAGUAGAGCCGGGCGGAAAUACAAGCCUGAGGAUGCCCUCAUAAGUUGCUCAUAAUGUUGAAGCUUUGUAACACCAUCCACUUUGAUGUCCCCGCUCACUACAGCCCUGUCAGGAGUGAUUAAGCUCUGAGAAAGGUGAUUUCACCCCAUCUCUCCGCCCCACCCCGAUCCGUUUCUAAUGUUACAGCCUGAGUCACAUCUUUCUUUUCUGUUGUUUUGUCACCUUCAAAAAUUUACCUGCACUGGGGAGCAUUUGUUCUAUUGUUCAGUCUGCCGUCGCGAUAAUUUUUCACUUUGAAGAGAGUCCAAGGCGCUUCAUUUUUCAGCUCUGGCAAAAGCUAAAUGACCUGAAAUCUUUUGUCAUAUUUCCUUGUGCGUUGUUUUUCACAGCUCAGCCUAAGUUCUGGUAAUGUUUGAUGUUGUAUGCAUAAAGGAAGCAAUAUAUUGUGCCACUACAGGCAGAUAAACAUGAGCGGGUAGACAGACGGACAGACAGAUAGACAGACAGAUGUUCUCGCGCUGACAGCUGUUGUUUGUUUGUUUUUACUCAGGAUCAGUCUAGACGAAGGGAAGAAAUGGGACCGGCACAGUUUCUCCCUGGCUCCUCUGUAUGUGGAUGGAGUUUUAAUGGAGCCGGAAUCUGACAAUCACAUUAUCACGUAAGCAGAGACGAGUACAGACCAGCAGGAAUAAAACAAAUACCAGGCUUUCAGAAUGGGAUGAAAGGUCCAUCUGAUUUUCCACAAUGAGUAAAACUUUCUGUCAAGUGAAUGUUAUCUUCUUUGUCCACACGUCUGACUGAAUUAGUAUUUUGAGAACAUGAUGUGCUGUUACUUUGUCACAACAACAUCAUCUGCAAACGCUGUUGUUCUGAAUUUGCAUUUCGGUGAAACUCUUGCAGCUUUUUUGGACACUUCAGCCAUCGCUCAGAGUGGCAGCUGAUCAAGAUCGACUACAAAGGUCUCUUUAACAGGAGAUGCAUGGAUGGAGAUUACCAGACGUGGCACUUGCGCAACAAGGUAACAAGAAUUUUAAACAUUAUUGAUUUAUUGUCCACUUCAAGAGACGCACGAUUGUCUGUUGUCACUGUAAACACUGUAGGCACGCUGAAUGCAUGAACAAAUAUCACUCAGGCGCUCAUUCUGCAGAGUUUCUCUUUGUCUCGUGAUAAAAAAAAAAGAUAAUCUUUUACUCUGUUCGAUAGGGUGAGCAGUGCGUGAUGGGUGAAAAGCAGAUCUAUAUGAAGCGAAGGCCGGGGAAUCGUUGCAUGCUGGCCCAGGACUACUCCAGGCUGUACUCCUCAGAGCCAUGCCUCUGCACGUCCUAUGAUUUUGAAUGGUACCGGUUUCCUCUCUCAGACAUCCUGGUCGAGAUUUAAUUUUAUUAUCAUGUAUUUGUCGAACAGAUUCUCUAAUUACAGUGACUUGUAGACAUUUGUAAUCAAAACCAGAAGUUUUCAGUUUGCUGAACUUCAUCUGCCUUAACAUCUCUCCUACAGUGCAUAUUUAUCGGGUAACUAAUUGGAUUAUAUUCAUCAGAUCUAAUUAUAGUUUUAAAAUUGUAGAUGGGAGUUAGAAACUUUUCAUCGAGCCACUGUAAUUUGCAUAAUGUCAAGUGACUUAUUAGAAUUCAAUUAAUAAUGAAUCACUAAAUGAAUUUUGAAUAUCUUUUAUCCAUCUGUCUGAAAUUCUGUUUGAUCCUGCUUGUCUGACAAUCAUGUCUCUAGUUAUGGUCUUAGAAUACGCCAUGAAGCUCAAACUGCACCCCGCUGCAAAAGCUUGUACAUGCCAGAUUAUUUGAGUAGAACUGUUUAUCAUUUUAUGAAGUGGUGUGUGUUUUUUGGCAGUGAUUAUGGGUGGGAACGCCAGGUGGAUGGGAAGUGUUCCCCUGCUUUUUGGUUUAAUCCAAAUGGGGCAGCUAAGAGCUGCAGCACCAGCCAAAGCUUUCUUAACAGCACAGGGUAAGUGGUCCUCGAUGUUCAAUCCAUCACAAAACAAUGUUAUUUCAUUCCAGCUUGUUUGUCACGUUGUGUAGAAUACAAACAGAGGAAAAAAUGUGUUCACUUCCUCAAUGGUGCAAAAAAAAAGAGAAAAAUACUAAAGACUGGGGAGCUGAAAAAGUAACCUUGACUGUGUCCCAAUUCCAGAGUACAUAAAAAUGCAAAGUGAGCCUGACUAUGCACAACAAUUAUGAUAAUAAACUUGCAGAUAGAUUUAUAUUGUACACUAUAGACUAUGAACACAGAAUAACAAGUGAGUUACUCUGGUUGUCUCUAAAUAGGUAUAACCUCAAACAUCUGCUCCUCUUUGCUAUAAACAUGUAUAAUGUAAUAGAAGGCAUGGCAUCCUCAUAUAAACAUUUGACUUUCUCUUUUUUAUGUCCAGCUUACAGAUGAAUCACACAGUAGCAGCACUCAUCUGUUUAGAAAAAGAAAGAGUAUAAAUAAGAUGCAUAGAUUUUAACAAUUGUACGAGCAUUUAUUCCCAGCACAUGUUUUAUGCCAGGAGCGUAAAUAAAAAGAAAUUAUAACUCCACAUAUUUUAUUUCACCCCCAAGGUAUCGAAAGGUUUUGUCCAAUAACUGUAAGGAAGACGGGAGGAACGUGUACUCGCCUAAGAGGCAGCCGUGUCGCCCCAGACCACCACGAGGACUCCGGCUAUCCACCAGUCCAGGGGAGCUCGCUGCCAGUGUUGGGAACAAUGUUACCUUCAUGGUUUACCUGGAUGAUGUGAGUCAUAUCGCCUAAAGGUCACUGUGGCGUCGGUAGUGUUGAUCGGCCUGUUGAACCGAAAUGCAGCACAGCUCGUGUGGCUGAAGGCUCUGUGAACAUGAGUGAGACAAAUACCUAUAAACACAUGCCUACAUGUGCACAGUGAUGGAUCUGAUAAUCAUCAAAUGUUUCAAGGGAGUUGUUUGGUCAUAAAAGCACAUUCAUAUAUAUUCAUAAAGCAAAUAAUUUUCUUACCUGUAGGUGGGACAACAUGGCAACAAGAGGAUCAAUGUGAGUUAUAGGGGUUUUUUGACCUAAUAAGAUUAAUCAAUGUUUUAAUCAAAUGCCCAAAUGCUUUGAUACAUUUCAAGAUUUGUUAAAGAUCAGUAAUUCCACGACUUAUAAUGCCUCAUAUUUAUAAAGCUUCAUAAAUGUAUUUAUAAGGUUUUAUAACAGUCCUUAUAAGGGAUUAUCGGCCUUCAUAACAACUAAUAGCAACAUUUAUGAAGUGUUAUUAACAGUGGACAUAAUUCCUUAUGAAGGUUUGAUUUAUAAUUCAUUAAACCGCAAAGCAAAACUGACAACAACUUAAUUCAGUUUUAGAGGCUCAUCAGAAAUCCUUUAUUUCGCAAAUAUUUUGACUUAAAAAUCUGUUCAAAUUCAACAAAAUAUGAGCUUUUAUAGAGCUGUUUAAGUCGCAUACUUUUAGUUUUACUUAAUGUAGUAAAAUCUGAGACUUUAUGUUUUUGUCUGUGUUGAAGCAAGUCCAGAAGUACUUUUGGAUAUACAGCAAAUUAUGGCAAUGAAACAAAGAUAUGGAUAUAAAGAUAUAAAAUAUAUGUAAAAAUACAUAGAAAAAUGAAGUCAAUAAUGAUAUGAGUGAACUUGUAACUUACUAGACCUGGUGUAUCAUCCAAAAGUGUUAAAUUGAUUUCUCUUUUGUUCAUUUAAGUUAAUAUUUCACUUUACAUGUAAUGCCUAGUUCUGGAAACUAUAGAAACAAUAACUUAUAACACACUGUUUAAGUUCCUUAUGGUCUUGUAUCACUUUGUAAAGUUGUGGGUGUCAAAUGUUUAUCAAAUCCAGAAUUUAAAAGAUGCUGUUAUUAGUUUUGCGUUCCACCAUCUCUAUGUAAGGCAAUAUGUUCACUACUAAUUCAGCUUUAUUAAAUUUGUUAUAAGUAAUCAUGAGCUGUCACAAUAACCUCAUCAGAUUAGUAAGACUUUACAAAUGUGCUAAUAACACAUUAUAAGUGGUGGGUUAACACAAAAAGGGGUUUGUUCGUCCCCUGGGCACAAUGACCAAACUUUUUGACAAGUCUGAUAUUUUAAUAACACCCAGGGCAGUUUUAAAUCUUGAGAAUCAGCUUUUGAUACCACAUAGAUCAUCAGGUGACCAAAAAAAUGACCAGCAUCCUUCCGAUCAAUUAUUUGUGGAGGUACUGUACCGAGAUAUAAGAGCUGCAGCCUUGUGGUGAUCCAGCAGGAACAGUCGGGGGAUCACAGAGUCAUCCUCUGAGAACCAUGAAUCUUGGCACUAAAUAUUUGAGAUGUUAUAAUCUGGAAUAGAUUUGAGAGUUGUUCUACCUUCAGAUGAUCAAUGCUGUUUCUGGAGCAUCAACUUGAUAAGCCAUCAAUUUGUUUUUAAUUGCUUGGGUUCUGCGAUACUUCUCAGAUUUCUGUCUUUGGUCGGUUUGAUAGGAGUGACUUGGAUUUUGUUUGUGAUGGAUUAAUAAAUCAAAAAGGUUCUUCAAACCAAUCUUUUGAUCUUUGAUGUGUGAGCUCUUUUAAUUGGAACUUCUUUCUGCUUAGAAGAUGAUCCCUGUACAACUGUACAUGUGGUGCUGUGAAGAUUUCUCCCUCCCUGCGCGGACACGCUGUUAUCGAUUCCUUGUAUUUGUUUUUUUAAAAUGUUAUGAACAAUACAAGUGGAGCCUCACCGAUCUAUGAUCCGUGGUGCUGCAGCAAAAAUGUAUCUGGACAGAAUCCUAAAAACAUGAGUGGAUAAAACCAAAGAUAUCUGCAUGGCUAGAUGCCAGGAGGGGUUACUAAAAAAACAUGUUUUUCUUUGUAAUGAGUGUGCAAAAACACAUCAAUAAGGGGAGUAUGUUGGUUUGCUUGUGAUGAUUUGUGAGCAGAAAGAUCGCUGGAUUAAAAACAGAUUCUUCUUACUUUGGAAGUCUUUCAUGACCUCCUUUGCCUCCGCUGCUCUCCUCUGUUUUCCUUUUCUUUCCUCAGUUGAAUUUCAGUCUCCUUCCAUUCAUAUCCACCCACAAAGUGCUUGUGACACCUCUUAAAGGACAUCUCAGCCCGAGCACUUUGGUAGUGGACUGUGCUUACGUCACUUGUAUGUGGUGUAAUUGAAGUAUCCUGACUUAAGCCGAGGUGACAGAGGCCAUGUCUUCCGGUGUGUGUCCUCAGGGAGACUCGCUGAGGACCAGCAUUCAGCUCGACUUCGGGGACGGCAUCAAGAUCACAUACUCUAACCUGAGCAGGACUGAUGAUGGCAUCAAGCACGUCUACAGAGCGACUGGGAUUUACCGGGUGACAGCUUUUGCGGAAAACAGCCAGGGAUCUGACAGCAGCACACUGUUUUUACACAUCACCAGUAUGUGAAUAAGAAACAUCAUUACUCAUUCCUGCGGCGGCGCUUAUAGCGUGAACCUCUUUUCUUUCAUGGAUAGUCACGUCCCCUAUCUGCUGAAUUUCAUUUUAGUCAUGCUUGUUUUGUCUUUAUGCCUUUUAGCCUUGGAAAAUGCAAAAAUACACACCUGGAGCUAAAUCUACAUCAUCUACGAUAACAAUAAGACUGCGCGCGUUAUCUAUGUGUGGGUGCCAGUGCACUUAUAUGUAUGCACAUGCGUUUGCAUAUAUGUAUGGAUGCGUUACGGUCCGUGUGUUGCUGCCUUAGGUCCAGUGGAGCGUGUUUAUCUCUCUGCUCCUAUCGUGGCCAUCAGGGGGAAGGAAGCUAAUCUGACUGCAGUGGUUUGGCCGAGCCACACCAGAAUAUUGACCUUCUUCUGGUGGUUUGACAACAGCUCCGAGGUGAGAAGCUUCUCCUCCCACUCCCACCGUUGUUCCACACACACUAUCUCCUGCUACGAUCCUUAUUCCCCACCUCUUUUCUCUUCAUUGUCCUUAUAUUGUUGUUUGCAAAGUGAAAAUCCACAGAGCUUUCACACAAAUCAUGUAAACUGUGACUGCACGUGACUGCUCGAUGUCUUUCUAGGGGGAUCCAGCUUGCAAGACUGGUGGUAUUUAUUUAUCAUGUUGAUUGUUUUCACUGCAGCAGCACCACCUCAUUAUGCAGUAUGUCAAGGGCUGCAUGUAUGCUGUUUUCUAUAUCCGGCUGAGAGGACGCAGGAUUUUUCUGUGAGAUUCUCUGUUUUUCUUCUUUUGAAAUCCAGCCCAUUAUAACCUUGGAGGGAAGCAUCUCAUACACAUUUCAGAAAGAGGGGAAAAACAAGGUCACGGUCCAGGUUGCUUCUGGGAGCACCAUCAUACAGGAUUCAAAAGUUAUAACUGUUAAAGGUGAGUGGAGGAGACAGUCUUCAAAGCACUUUAAUUGGUACGUUGCACGUUACAUGAAUAUGCAAUCCGCUUUCUCUGGGAGAGUAUGAUGCUUCUCGGUCCACCCUGCUAGCAGCACCGUGUAGAUGUCAACGUGGACUUAUCUAAUGAAUAAAAUGUCACGGUAGGCAAACACAAAAUCUUGAGGAGCAAUUAACUUCAAGGCUUAUGUUGCCAAAUGAAAAAGGACAAAACUGCACAUCUGAUUAAUCAAAAAAGGAAACCAGAAGCAGCACUCGUAUUCCAACACACUUCACUGUUUUUCCAGAGUUCUUCAGGUCGCUGCUGUUGUCAUUCUCACCGGCUCUUGACGAGCACAAUCCUGACAUCCCGGAGUGGAGGGAGGACGUAGGGCGUGUGGUACGGACAGCUUUGUCACAGGUACACCGAGACUCUAUCGCUCUGAGAUCUUCUCAAGGACUAUCAUCACCCAGUGGCACUCAGGGUUAUUACGAUUUAAUAGAUAUGUGCAACACUGAUACCACAGUCAUGUUUUAUGCUCCAUACAAGAAAUUUUGUCUUUUUUUUAGUUGAACUAUGAUGUAAGUGACCUGACACCUUUGUCAGGUGUGAAUAUAAUUGAGACAGGUGUCAGGAUGUUUGCAGAGGGUGAAUGUCACUUUGUCAGUUUUGUCUUAUUUUGUCUAAAGUUUUGAAUUAACAGGACAUACUUUAAACUAAAACCAGAGUUCAGUUCUGCCCGUCUGUUGUGGUGUCUUGUUGUUUCAGGUGUCCGGGGUACUUGAAGAUCAGCUGCUGGUGUCUUUGUACCCAGGUCUUCCAAGUACAGCAGAGCUCUUUAUACUUCCUGAUGAACACAUGUCGAGCGAGCACAAGAGGAGCAGCGAGGAGGCGCUAGAGACAGUAAGAGACGUGACAUCUGGAAAACUUUUCAUGUCCAUGUUUAGUUAUUCUCACAUGAUGAAACAGAACUGUAAGCAGAUAAUGACUACAAGUUUGACAACAUUGGUUAAUGGUCGAUUCAGUUUUACGUAAUAGUUAAUAGGACUUUUGGUAGUAGCCACCCCUCCCCCUCUUAAAAGUGUUAGGAACAAGACUGACAGUUUGUGUAUUGUCAUAAUGCCUAAAACCAGUGUGAAGAGGUCAGUGUCAGCUGUGUAGCUAAAAAGUAGCCCUGUGUUUUGUUUUGUUUUUUACAAUUUUCACACAAAAUAAUCACUAAAAAUGACACAUUUGAUUGUCAGGUCAUCAGGAUGAGAUGUUUUGUUAAAAGACACAGAUAGGAGACAAGAUACGAAAAGACUGCCAUGUCCCUGGGAGGUUGACCAAAUGAUCCUUAAAGGAGCUUUAACUUUAGAUUCAUUUCUUGUGUUUGUGUUUUUUAUACUUACAAAGAGAGAGAGAUAGCUAACUAUUUCCUCUAGAUCAGCCCUGGGCAUUUUAUGGCCUGAGGGCUGCAUCUGGCCCUUCAGAUGUCCCUGCGCGGCCCUUUGUGAGCCAAUCAGAACAUGAAUAUGCUAUACAACAAGUGGUUUGCUUUUAUUUUGAAAACCUAGCUGUUGUUUUAUUUCCGUUUGGACGCACGUGUGUACAUCCUAGAUCUGCAUUCGUGAACAGAGACAGUUAUAAACAUAGACAUAAUAUAUGUAGACACCUCCUAGUUGUCAAGUUGUCAAGUGCUUUGUUGUCUGUGUGAAUCCCCCCUGAUUAUCUCACAGCUCCCCACAAGAGCAGAGAUGGAAUACGCUCCAGCAAGUAAUGAGGCGUUCACAUAUAUGAUGUCUGUGGGUUUAAAUAACUGCUCUUUACAAUGGGAGAUUAUAAAUAUCGAGCAGAAAAAGGCUGAAGUUAUUGUUGGUUGAGCCCUUCAAUGGCUCCAUGUAAAAAUUGCCCACCUUUGCUCUAGAUUAUGCUAAGCUAAGCAAAAAGCUUCUAGUUUCAUCCCUAUUUUAAUGUACAGACAUGAGACAUAGGUUAAUCCUAAUUACACAUCAUCACAACAACAACAUUUAAUAAAAUAAGUCAUCAAACCAGCUCAAACUACAUUUAAAUGUGUUUUAAUUCUCUAUCCUUGAACAGAUAUCAAAUAUUUUCGUCACUGCCCUGAACCAAGGCCUGAUCCAGUUUGAGCUGAAAGCCGAUAUUCGCAUCAUCGUGUACAUGACUCAGCAAACUUUGGGUACGUUUGUGUGAAAGCUCUUUGUCAUAUCUUCACAUUUCUUCUACUUUGUUGCAUUGAAAAACCUUUUUGAAAAAGUUUGAAGGGUUGUUAGUCUGAAUUUAAGGCAGAUCUGUGAAGUCUGUCUGCACAUCAACAGCACAUUUGUUCUGCUCGCAGAUGCACAAAAGAUAAGCCACGUGUUUUUCAUGGGACGGUUUGACAUUGAGUUUUACUCUAACGCAGGAAAAAAAGACAAAGACAACAGUAUUCCCAGAGUGAGAUCUGUGUGAUAAAGUAUAUCACAGGAUUUAAAUAUCUUUCACAGUACAUCAGUUUUGCACCUGGGGCUGUGAGACAGAACUUCUCUUUGAAAUCUUACGAUCAAUGAAAUGAUUGACAAAGCAGUCAUUUAGUAUGCACUGAGGUAAUCGGCAGGGUCACCGGGUCAUUUGCAUAUCGCAAAAACGUGUCGAUCAAGCCUGCGUGGCUUUACCCUUUUCAUCCACCAGCAGAUCUGUCUUCAUUUGUGUCUGCGUACAAAGGUCUGGGUUGCCUUUAAAAUGAUUCAGAAAGGUCACACACUUCAUAGGCUUCUCUGUGAAGGAGACAAAGAUGGCCGACAAGGGGGAAUACUUUGAAUAUUGCAUCUCAGCAUUUAGGAAUCCAUGACUAUGCAUAAGCUACCUGCAUGACGGUCUCCAGGGAGAAACAGCAGGCCUCCUAAAGGUUCUUUUUAACACCCUGAGGGGAUGAGACUCAGAGAGCGGCUCUUCAAACUCUACCUGCUGUUGUUACAUGACACAGGGUAAUGAAAGUCGUCUCCUUGAAAUCGGGAAAAAGUGGUUUAACACAUUUAUCGCGUCUGAGAUUUGACACUCAUGUGGUGUGCUUACCUUUCAGCGCCACUGGUGGAUUCAAACUCCAUCCACAGCGGGUCUGCCAUGUUGAUGCUGCUCACGGUGGUGUUUGUUGGUUUAGCAGCUUUCUUCAUCUACAAGUUUAAAAGGUGUGUUUGGACUUCACUGAGAUCUAGAUGUUUUCCUUUGUAGAGUAAACCUCACACAGUUUCUUUUCUGCUUCACCAUCCAAAGAAAAAUCCCCUGGAUUCACGUUCAGACUGAGGACAGCCAGGAGAAAGAUCCAGAGGUGAUCAGUACAGUCGGUCAGAAUGACACCAUGACAAAGGUGAAGCUCAGCGAGUUUCCUUCGCCAAAAGAACUCAUGGAGAAGGAACUGGAGGCCAGAAGCCGAGGUACACCUGCUCACAAUUCCACCUCAUACUAAUGUUGUGUCGUUCGCAAACGAUUCGUUCAAAAGAAUCAAAUCUUUUAAGUGAAUGUACUGAACCAAAUCACUUCCCGAAGUGAUUUGUUCGUUUCUCUCUUAAAGAGGACCUGCCACCAAAAUUUCAUACCCAUUUCAAUCAUUUUUUCAUAAUCCUUGCUGUCCUCUGAUCAUGUUUGCAACAUAAUUUUAGCUGAAAAGUUAUUUGAUGAUUUGUUUCAAACCGUUUUAGUAUGCCUAAAAAACCUUACAGGAAACCAAACUGCCUUUGGCUCAGUAACAUUUAUGUUAAUAAGCUUUGCUCUGAUUGGAUCGCUGCUGUCAUGCCUGCUGUGCUCUGAUUGGCUCAGAAGUGGAGGUUCUGAUUUUGGUUUAUCCAUUUUGCUAAUGUGGGCUAAAUUUCUGUAUGAAAUUACCAUUUCUUACCAAUGAUGAUAUCCCCUCGCUCUGCACUUUUACAUAUGUAGUGUUAGUCUACAUACUGAAGCAGGUGAUCAGAGAAAGACGUUAAGGAUGACCUGAUCAGUAUUUUUGACUCCGAAACCUGAUCCAAAUUUUUCAUUUCUAUUAUCUGCUGAUAUUGAGUCCAGAGUCUGAUUCUUGAAUUUGCUAAAAUUAAAAAGAGCGACACAUCUGCAAAAGAAAUGGACUCGGCAAAACAAUGAAUUCAAUCACCUUUACUCAUUAGCCCUUGUUGAUCUCUCUGGUAGACUUAUCCUUUCUUUUAAAGUUUAGAGCAACCUUUUCCUCUACGGCUUCAGUGAAUAUUGAAGAUACUGUUGGAUGUUCAGGUUUUAGGAGAUGUUGUAUCUAAUCGGUCAUAUUAUCCGUCUUAUCAAACAUAUUUCUCAUAUUGCAAGUGCUGUUAGACUGUUUGAGAGUUCUAGUUGAAUAUAUUUCCACACCUUCAAUAUUUCAGCCACUGGGUUGUUAAUGCUGAUGAAACAGACCGCCAUGUGUUCAUGCUUUGUCCCUGAAAAGUUACUGUAGGCUGCCGUAAAGCUGGAAUAUGGCUGACUAAGCACAUGUGUUCCUGUUUAACUGUAAGCCAGAGUUUCACACAGAUGUCCCGAUUAUCUUGCCUUCAACUUGUCCUUUGCCAAGUUACCUUCAUGUUUGUGUCCCACUGAUAGUCGUGACAAGUGAGGCAAGUGAUUGAGGGAGAUUCACAUUCUGAUCUCUGAUUGAUAUAAAACUCCCUGGUGGAGUCUGAUCCAACAGUUUAGACCAGUAUCAGGACAUCCCUACAGUAAACAACAAUACCUCCUCCUGUUAGUGCAUAAAUUGAAAUAAAACUUUUCACGUUGAAUAUGAAUUUAAUAUGAAUAAUUCCAGUUUCCCACUUCACCUCCUCGCAUAUAUCAUCAUUACUGUAUGUGAGAACAUUUGUUCUUUAUUUUUUUAAGCUUACCCUAGUACAGAAAAAGCUUUACUGCAAAUUUUAUGCAAAGACUAAAUGAAGAAGUAUCUUUACUUUUGCACUUCUCAAUCUCAUAAAUAGGUUUUUCAAGGAUGAGUGUCACUGUGAGAGAUACUAAUUAACAUUUUACAGCCCUAAAAGUCAGCAGUGAGUGUCUGUUUUGAGUAAAUUUUAACUACAUUCAGCGUGAACACAGAUUUCUCCCGUCUUAUUUUAAAUGAAGAUUCCCCUAUGAGAGGUCACUGUGCACUGAAGAGCAGAUGUGUCGUGUUUUUGUAAAUUACACACUGCAGCAUGGUAACCAGAUAUCAGGAUGUCAGGUUAACUUUUUGAUGGCCGUGGCUGACACUCACGGAGAUGUCUUUUAGAUGGGAACUGUUCGGUCCCUGUAGACAGCACGGAUUACUUGACAUAAGCACCACUGCGGCUCUCCUGACACAGACAUGUGGGCUGCAGGCCUUUUUUCUGGUCACUCAGCACUUUCGGCUAUUCUUCAUUUCUCAGCUGUUUUUACCCUUUCCGAGUCCUUGCUGUUCUGAAACAAAUUAACUCCUUUUUGGUUACUUCUGAAAUGGUUGAUUUAGCAAAGGGCAGAGCAGGCUAGACCCCUUUGAUUUGGAGUUUGAUUAAAUAAAUUUAUUACCUGCUGUUUAAUGAUUCCAUUAUUACCCUGAGACUUGGUGUUUAUUCGUCUUGCAUUCUGAUUUAGGCUUGAAGACAGAAGUUUAAAAAAAACAAUUUCAUUGUUUUGCACACUAUUUAAUCGUAAACACUGUGACUUUUUAGAUUAAGUUGCCGUACCUAUGGACACAAUGUCCCUCUGUAAUACAUUUCACAGAGGAGAGACACAUUUCCAAAGCCUGUAGGGGUCUUGUUCCAGACAGUUGGAAACAUGCCCCCUACCAGAGGCAAAAACAUUAAGCACUUUUAAUUUAAUUAAUGUCUGGGUACAGUGAUUUUAUGUGAUCCCAUUCUAGUCUAAUGGCUUUGGAAGCUCUGGGAAGAAGUCUGGUAGUUUGAACAGAGCAGCUGAAGCUGAGAUAAGAAUCCCAACCAGAAUUCAGACAAGUUUCAACAAAGUCGGAUCACUGAAAGCAGGAUUUGAAGGAUUAAAAUGACAUUUUCAAUGCAAAAACCGUCACAGACUGUAGUUACUUAACCUUUAAUUGAUUAUAAUGAUUGAAGUCCGCUCACAUGUGCACACUCUUCAUGGUAGGUUGAUAUUUUCAGCUCUUUUGAAAUAAUUUGAUGAGCUGCAAAAUAGAUUUAGGGCUCCUCAAAGUUCUGAAUGUGAAGGUAAGUAAAACGACACAGUAAAAUUAAUUAAAAAUCUUCUGUUUCAACCACAGUUCCCUGAGAGACAUGCUUUAGUCUCUCGCUUAGACCCCCUUGAGGCUCAUAUGCUGUGAAAGAUAGACAAGCUUUCUUUUUUUAAUGAACCUUGGUUUGGCGUAAGCUGGAUGCAUUUAGGUCUGAUCCUGCAUCCACUUAUCAAAACUUUAAAGGAGACCACUUAAGAUGCUCUGCAGAGCCACUUGAGGGGUAAAACAUUUCUUAGCUGAGUGUGAAGCAUGAUAAUCUAGCAGCUUGCCACCACUUACAGUAGGGAUGUGUAAGAGUAAAGCAUUUAAGAACAACUCUUGAGCUAUCACAUAACUGCAAAAUUACAUUAAUAGCACUCAUAAAAAAACAGCCAAUCAGGGACUAGUUUUUACAUCCACUCACACUACUGUUAAUUCUUUUAAAAUCCUUAUGCCCCACUCAAGUGUCAAUGUUUUGGAUCAUUCAGGAAUAUUAGAAAAAUUAAAAAAAAACUGUAUUUCCUUAAAUGGCUACUCGAGACUGCCUCUGAGUUGGAGUCAGUCUCCUUAAACACACAUAUUAAACAACUUAACUUUGAGCAUAAGUUACACAUAAAUCCAUGAUCGCUUUAAAUGACAGGUUGGUGCAACUUGUUAAUUAUGAGUCUCAUUUUUGGUUGUUGGAAAUUAAUUUUUGCCCUUUUGGCCCCAAGGCGGCGGCCAAAAUCCACUUCUUGUAUGGAGUUAAUGAUUUUACACCUCUAAUAAUCUACACUUUUACUCAUAAUGGUCAUCUAUAUGUUGGAUAGAUGACUUUAGACAAUACAGCAACAUAAAAUUCAUUAUUUCAAUAAUGAAUCAGACAUAGAGAUAUCAUCUCAGUCUGCUCAGCCUCCUUCAGCUCUUUUGCUAUUUAUACAACUUUUUUUACCCGAGCAGAGGCAGACAUAGUCGAAGACUGGCUAGCGGGUGAAUGUAGUAAAGCAAUCAUAAGCCAAGGAGCCAGAUUUGAGCUCAGAAGCUGCUGGAGUCCAAAACUAGAAAGACAGAGGGUGUUACACUUCAUCAUUAGGACAGAAACCCAAGAAGAGAUGAAUGAUUUUCUUAUAGAGCAACAGCUGGAUAGCUGUCUGAGGAAUAAAAAAGAGUGGGCCAAAGUCCAAAGAAUUGAAGUCUAAAUCAACAUGUCUUCAAACUUGUGUAUGUUACUGUGUCACCAAUGUUACUGUGCAGGUAUAGUAUAGUAUGAUAAAAAUGUCCUAUUAUAGUGUGAUUAAAAAAAAUGUCACAGUUGUAAAGAUAUCUAGCCUAGGUUCACACUCGAAAGAAUGAAAAAAAAAUUACAGACUAUAGUGUGUUUAAAAAAUCAUAGUAUAGUAUGAUAAAAAAGGUCAUAGUAUAGUGUGAUAAAAAUGUCAUUGUAUAGUAUGUUAAAAUGUCAUAGUAUAGUAUGAUAUAAGGUCAUGGUAUAGUAUGUUAAAAAAAAUCAUAGUAUAGCAUGAUUAAAAAUGUCACAGAAUAGUCUGAUAAAAAUGUCAUAGUUUAGUAUGAUAAAAAAUAUCAUAGUAUAGUAAGAAAAAAAUGUGAUAGUGAAGUAUGACUUAAAUGUCAUUGUAAAGUAUGAUAUUAAAAUCAGUGUAUCAUAUGUUUAAAAUGUCAUAGUGUAGUAUGAUAAAAAAUGUCAUCAUAUAGUUGGUUAAAAUGUCAUACUGUAGUAUGAUUAAAGGUCAUAGUAUAAUAUGUUAAAAACAUCAUAGUAGAGCAUGAUAAAAAAAAUGUCACAGUAUAGCGUGAUAAAAAUGUCAUUGUAUAGUAUGGUAAAAUGUCACAGUAUAGUAUGAUAAAAUAUCAUAAUACAGUAUGAUUAAAAUGCCAUGCUGUAGUAUUUUAAAAAUGCCAUAGGAUACUAUGAAAAAAAUUAUAGAAAAGUAUGAUAAAAAAAAUAUAUCACUGUAUAAUGUUUAUGUCCGUCUUCAAAAUCUUCAGCUAUCCAGAAUUCAAAAGUUUUUUUAUCGAGUGAUAAGUUAAAUUAUUGGAAUUACAUUUUUUAGUUUGAGAGCAGAAGUGAAACUGACUUAAGUUUAGAUCAGGUCUUUUUCCCACUUCACACGUUACUUUCAACAGAUUCAACUAACCUGGACUGACACUGGGGAAAAACUUCAGUCAAUAAUGAGACAUUAAAGACUUUGACUGACCUUUCAGUUCUUAGUUCCCAACUUUACCUGAGCUUUUGUUGUUUUGAUUUUAAACCAUCUCCAAAAGAAAACAGUUUAAAUCUAAUAUUUUCUUUUUUCCAUCAAAAAUGUAAUCAACAGCCAAGUCUCUACUUUGAUGAAUUUACUGCUUGGUUGUUAGUUUGAAGGAGACCUCAUUAAACUCAUUUUCACUCUCUAUUAAUGUCAGUCUGGGACACUCAUAAGAAGAGCUUUACAUGAUUCAAGAAACUGCAAAUCAAGAAGACCCAGCUUGUUUCUGUAACUUUUCCUCACAGCUGUCUCAUCAAAAUGUCUGAGCCCAGCCGGUAGCGUCUCUUUAAAGCUAGCAGCUUGCUAUUGUUACAUUACCUUGUUUUUAUAUUGUUACUUACAUCUCUCUAGUGAGCCCUCAGGGAAGGUCUCACAGCUACAUUGUGAUUGUUGUUGUCCCAAAAAUAUUUAAAUUUCCCACUGUCUCCCCCGUCUUCUGGUGUCCUUGGGAAGAAAAAAAAAAGAUGAGAUUUUCUUUCACAACCACAACCACGAAUGCCUAUGAGCAUCUCUCUGCUCCAUAGUGAUUCAACAAAGAGAGAGAGUUAAGUGUAAAAACAGACUUUUCAGCUUUUGGAUGGACGUGUCCUUGACAGAACCGUCAGGUGGACUUGUCCUUGACAUUGCCUUAAGAGGAUGGCAGAGACCAGUAUCAGGCUCAGGUCAAGUCUCACAAUGUAAUCGAAACAAGCUGUUCAGAGAAGUCAGAAAACACAUUUGGGGAUUACACCAACACCUGCGCAACUUAUGUUUUGAGACUUUGUUAAAGUUUAGCGAUACUAUCCAAAACUUGAACUUAAUGUGUUAAAAUGUGGAUCGGCAUAAGAGUCCUCUGUGACACAUAAUCAGCGUCACACAGUUGUUUAACUACUGACUCUUUCAAGACAUAAAAGUUGCACCUUUGAUGAAGUCUGUGUCUGCACAAUCUGAGCAACCCUACUUGUCACCGCAGCGACCUCAUCUUAUCAGCCCUUCAUCACCAGCUCAGCCCUGUACGGAUGGGCCACGUUCCUUUGAGACAACAGGAAUGAAUCAGAGGACUUUAUUAUGAAGCUGAAAAGCUUCUACACCAUUUGAUCUUGAAGUUAAAAGAUUAGAGAUGUCUGACUGAAUCCACAGUUAUUUUCUGUUCUAUAAAAGACAGUUUUAACUUCAUAAUCAGUCAGUGUGAUGUUGAUUACUCCAAAGACUUAAUGUUCUGUUUGUAAAAAAACAAGGGUCCUAUGAUGUGCAAACAAGCUCACAAUCCUUUUAUAGAGCCUGUUUGUUUGUGUUUUUAUCUGUUUACAGGUGGCAUUGGGAGAAACAUGGAGAGAAUCGUUACAAGGGAAUUUCCAAACUGUACUAAUGUCUAAGACAUGCACUCUGUCACUCAGUAAGUACAGAUAGUUGUGUUACAGUUGUGCUGAAAUUGUUUGCUUUGUCCGCAUUCUUUUUUUUGUUUGUUUGUUUUUUGUUUUUUCUAUUUCACAUUUAUAGCUGCUAUUGUUAAAAGUCAUGUUUUAACUCACAUAGACUAAAUAUCUACUUCACAAUACUUGAUGAAGAUCAGUUCUACGAGCCAGACUCCAGGGCCUCUAGUUUGACGGCGGUGAAAUGAUGAAUCGGAUGUAGUGUAUAACACCAGUUAGCUUGUUAGCGCUACAUCAACAACUCACUUGCAAUGUUUAUCCAGUUUUUUAUAAAAAUUUUGUUGGAUUUUAGAAAAAAUACUUGACUGCCUCUGACUUUAGGUUACAUGGAGGUUACAUGGAGGCAAGCAAAUGUCAGAAACCCUGCCUGCUCUUGAUAAGUCCUCAUUUUCAUGAGGGCCUGUGUCCAUUUAUUGCAUUUUAAGUGAGGGCACAUGACCUUAAUGUCAGAGCUCUUCUCACUAGCUUUUGCUAGGUCAUGAGGGUUAUCCUACAGCACUUAGUAAAGACCAUCAAGUCAUUUUAAACAGCUCAGUAUACUUUUACAAAAAAAAAAAAAAACACUUUUACAAUUUUUUUUUUUUUUCCAUCGAAUAUCAGAAGUCCUGGUCCUUCCUUAUUUUGAUUGACAAUGGGUACGUUACACUGACAAGCACAGCGGUGUUCAAAAAGUGCAACUUUUUUUAAAUUUUGAAGAGCAACAACAAAGCACAGCUAACGGUGUUCCUGUUUAGGACUCUGAACUGCAUUGAUUUGGUGUAUGAAGUAGGACCUGCCUGCACAACAAAAGCUGUUAGUGGACACAGGCCCUACCUUGUGGUUCAGUACAAGAGAAAAAUAGGGUGAGUUUUAUGUUUUUUUGCAUGGUAUUUUCCUGUAAUGUGAGGGGCACAUUGUUCAACUCUAAACGGUUCAUUACCGCAUAGACACACAAAAGGACACUCAGCAGAAGAGUGCUAUAUCAGGUACUGUAUGAACCGGGGGAGGAUUGAGGGCAUGAGUAAUCAAGUAUUUUAUGUCAUUUUUAUAUAAUUUAUGACUUUUAUUUAUUUCCUUGACAGAUAACACAGAAAGUUCUCUUUUUAUGGUGUUAAACAAAGUUCACAGAUAAAGUUUAGCCAAUAUUUUACUUCGUAAAGUUCAGCCACUCUCUGGAUAAACAUUAACAUUUCCCGCUCUUGAACUACAGGUCUCAGAGUUGUAAAUAUAAAGUGAUGAAUAUUUAUAAAUACAUAAAACUGUCAACAUUUGACUUUGUGAGUGCUUUUGGGGAAGACACAUAUAGUUGCUUUGUAAGAUAACAUGGUGCUCUUAAUGACUGUUUCUCAGAUGAUGUUACACAACACAAAUGUGAAAAAAGAACAGGAAAGUCUGGCCUAAGAGGUGGAAACACUGGAUUCAGAACUUGUAUAUAAAAAAGAAAGAAUGUAAAUCUAUACAGUAGCUUCAUCCUACCUUAUUGUAAAGUCAACUCACUGCACAGGCAGAGUAUUCAUGACUUCAAGCCUCACAAUGAACUCUUCUUUUACUUGAUUUAUUCAUUAUUUUCUUUUGCAGUGGCAUGCCCUAAUAAUACUCUCUGAUUUAAAACAAAAAAAAACUACUUAAUUACCAAAUUAGGAUGGGCAAGUACUGUAUAUACUCCAUGGCUGGUUUUAAAGUUUACUUGACACAUUAAACGAAUAAGUAAACACCUUGUCUAAUAGUCUACUCGUGCAAUCGCCUAAAGUUGUGCAUGAUCUAUGAUAUUGUUCAUUUUUGUUGAUGAUAUAAAAACGUCUUGUUUUAAAUCAUAUUUCUUACUGUGAACAAAUGGCCAUUUUAAGAUUGUUCAAAAUAAAUGUAUUUUUAUAUGGAA
Molecule: messenger RNA, 52042 nt
Organism: Xyrichtys novacula (pearly razorfish)
Lineage: Eukaryota; Metazoa; Chordata; Actinopteri; Labriformes; Labridae
Source: the annotation of a GenBank genome assembly